UCUUUUUCUCCUUCUACUAUUGAAUCUCAGAGUUGGCCGUGACGCGCGGCCCAUGGGAAGACCACAUCGAUCUCACCAGUAUGCUACGACCAUCGAACUUUCUUACCCGACGACUUGUGUAUGGGAAUCACUUUGCGCAGCUCGCUUUCUGAGAGAAACCUACUUUUUGACGAGACUCGGUGAAUGCGGUGAAAGCGGUGGAGACCUCCGGAUCACGAAAUGUUGGGAUGGAAGGCGCAGACUUUGACUCGCCGUCUCCAACUGGAGUAUGAAGUCCUACUUCACGGGUGUGCGAUCUCCAAGAGUGAAACUUUGUUGCCUCGGGAUAUCGCUUCACGCUUUCGGGGAAAUACAAUAAAGUGGGAAACGGUAACCACCUCGCAGUCCCCGCAACAUGGCCUCGGCUGCUAAUGCGCCCUCCGAGCAGGAAAACAGAGACCCCGAUCGGCCGAGGAUAACGCGGAGAAACAGGGGGGACUAUACCCGCAACACACCGCUGGAUUUGGAGUAUUUGCAGCGGCCGAGCUACUGCGAUGCGGGCUUCGCUUUGGAGCAAAUAACCGAGGUGCUUAUUUCUCAUCUUAUCCUGGAAACAGCUUUUAUGCUCUUUGGUUUCAUUGUAAUCGCUGAAAAAAGUGGCCGAACUAUGUCCCGUCGCUGCUAGGUAACGGACGGGCUGGGGCAGAGGGACACAGGGGUAAGGCAGGGUUGUAGUGAGCCGAUAGUUUUGUUGAUUCAUGUAGUUCAGUCAAACAGAGUAACCGGCUUCUCUUUCGCAUGUGGAACAAGCUGUUGUUCAAGCACAGCCGCUCGUUUCUCCCCCGUACAACAUCCCAGCCUAACGGUCUCAGACAAGGCAAAAACACGCAGCUUCCCUCGCCGUGUACUCUGCGAUUGACUCUUUCAUAACAGCAGACUUCACACCUCUCUGCCAAAGAGCUCCCUUUAAAGCUGGCCUGUUUACAGUGACAGUAUCUAAAACUCAGGCGACUCGCGUGAAGACAGGGGGAGAAAAAAAACCCAUGUGGCUGCCCUCUUCCGUUCACAAAUAUUGUGAGUCCCCCCGUGAUGGCUCCUCUUCACUCCCCCACGCAGGCCGGAACACACGGGCUGCUGCACGGGGAGUGGAGGAGCUGUGUGUGGUGGUAUCUGUGGGCUUUUACCCCAUGCACCUUUUGAGUUUGAUGCUGCUUAAAUGACAAAUCACUCUACCUCCAGCAUGUUUCGGAGCAUAGCUGGUACACUUAAAAGUCUUUUACUAGAGUUAUCUGUGAUGUUGUGUAAAGGUUUGGUGCAGGAUUUCAAGCCUCUUUUUUGCACACAUUUGUGCAUCUGACACAUUUCCCUGUGGCUGCUUACUGCACAGUUGCUUGACAGGUAUCUCCUUUUAUUUUCCUGCAUGCACUGCAGAGCUUCUAGGAGUGCAGCAGCACAAACCUGGGACACCAAACACCAGUCUCUCUUUGUGUGUGAGCAUCUUCAUAACAGAGAAACAUAAUAGACUGACCAGGCUGUGAGUCCGUGUGUAGGAGAUGAAGAUAUUUGAAUUUUGCAUGUGUCCUGCCAAAGUUAAGUGACAGUAAUAGAGUAGACCUGUGGAUCACACUCUGGGGAGUCCUUGGUUGUUUCUAGACAGGAUUUGGCUGAUGUGUAUACUUCAGUCAUCACUGCUCAGCAUAAUAAUGAUUGUGUUGACUAUUUUAACGACCGCUCCAGUUUCUUUUAAUUCAAGCACUUACAAAUCUCAGUCCAUAUUGAAUCAAAACACCUGUUUCUCUCACAUGAGGUUGAUUUAGUCAAGGCUCACGACUGUCAAACCUUUCUUUGUGUGACAUUAAACCUUUCUUCUUUAACCUAACAGAAUCACCUGUUCAGGUAAGUCCAGUGUCUUUGUGUUUGAAACUGAAAGUAACGUCAAAACUCUUGUCUCAUCAUAGGGGAAGGCGACGGGAAGGAAAGCACCUCUAUGGCUGAGAGCGAAGUUCCAGAGACUUUUAUUUAGGCUGGGCUGUUACAUACAAAAGAACUGCGGAAAGUUUUUGGUUGUGGGGCUCAUGAUUUUUGGAGCUUUUGCUGUGGGCUUACGGGCAGCUAAUCUGGAGACGGACGUGGAGAAACUCUGGGUGGAAGGUGAGACAAUCUGAUUUGUUAUUGGACGUUUCCGACAGUUUGUUUUUUCAUGUGCAUGUGUGUGAAUGUAUGUUGUGACUUUGCUGUAGUUGAGGCUGUGUGUUUUGAUAUUGCAUGUUUGAAAGAGCAUGGGAUGGUUUAUUGAAGGAAAAGUGGGUUAGUUUGUGCUACCAAACAAGCCCGUGGGAUUGUUUAUUGUUUAGAGCCUGGCAAAAAGCCAAGUGAAACUUGUAAAUGAUUUAAUUCAUCUAAAGAUCCUCUCAGAUUUCUCAAACCAUGUUUGUUUCACUCAGAAGAAGAGCAAAGGGCAACUGUAGCUGUAGUCAGCAGCAAGGUUGUAAUUAAGUUCAUAAGCAGCUUUUGGGGUAGAGGAAAUUUUUGUCAAAGCCGCCAUUUUGUGAGAGUGUGUGAGUGUGUGUGAGUGUGUGUCUGCCUGCCCCCAGCAGUUGAAUGCUCAGAGACUGUGUGUGGUCCCGUUUUGGACAGCUCUCAACUUUCCAGAGAGAUUUGUCUCCGGCUGCAGGGAAAAAGUGGAGUGAGGACAAGAGCUCGUGUUUGUGGAGUGGAUACGCCACUCACUUUUUUUUUCUUUCUUUUUUUUAAUGUCAAGAAAUAACUUAUGAAGACUGAACAAUUUAAAGGAGAAAAAAAAAAGAGCUGUGCAUAUGGGUGGUGCUUGGGGGGCAAGGGGAAGGGGCUGUGCUUUUUUCCUUUCCUUUGAUCCGCAUUCCUGCACUUAUGGGCUCAAGUUGGCUGGAGGAGUCAUGAAUGGAGGAGUAGGUUUUUGCUGUUGAAGAAUUGAAUAAGUAAUGUUUGGGUCAUAAAAAACACACACAGACAAGGAUUUCUACAAACUUACUGUCAGUUCUUGAGACUCCUCUUUUUUUUUUCCUCUCAGUUUCAGGUGGCCUCAGAAUAUAAGUCAUGAGAUCAAAUGUUAAAGCACACGGAUUCCUGUUCACAUCAAAACCGUCUAUCUCCCCAGGUUUGCUGUUGUGGCGUUGCGUGCAGCUGCAGGGGUCUGAUAGACAGUGCAUUCGCCUAAUCUGUGACGCAGGCGCAGUUGGCAGAGGUUUAGGUUGAGGGGAGCCUCUUUAGUCCAGGACUCCUGAUCGUAGCCAGAGGAACACACUGUUUUCACACCCUUUUCCCAUGUCACCCCACGGUCAUGUGUAUGAGGGUGAGGGGCGCCGUAUGAACCUGAGGGUUUACACUCUUCGUAGUGCAUCCUUUCCUCCUAAGCCCCCGUCUUUGGGGCUGAUAGAAUUUUUGAGAAACAAGUCAUUUGCUUUUAAUCUGGUAUCUAUCCUGUUAAGUCAUCUUUUAUCAAAUAUAUGAUCAAAACGUUGAAUUUGAACGCCUCUCUGUUGAGGUUGGCUGCCAACCUCUGAGCAUGGACUAUGGUUGGGUCUGUUUUUUGACAUUAAAACAAAAAACGAUCGCUUGUAAUUCAACUUGUAAUUUUAAUGUCUCUCUGUAUUCUCUCCAACAUGUCCUACUGUUGACUUUAUGAAGGCUUUUCUGGAAGGAGUGUUUCAAGUCUUUUGGUCCAACCCUUUGGCCAUCAAAAAACACUCUAAUUGUAACAAAUAUGUAAAAAAGCGCAAAAUGUCUGUUUGUGACAAGAAAUUGAACAGAUUUAAAGAGUGUUUUGCAUCUUUUCCAUGUGAAGUCUUUUAAAAGUUCUUCCGUUUUUGUUAAAUAAGGUACCAAAGCGCUUCGAAUCUGACCACAUGAUCUGAAAAUUGAAAUAUAAGUCAGUAUUGUCCAGUAACUUCAGGCGCCCACACUUACACUUAACUGAGUAAUUGAAACUUUUAUGAAGCCUUGUUUUUGCUUCGUCCACCUUUCACUCUCUUCUCCUUCACUCAAGUUAGACCCCUGAGUCUUUGUGUAUUGUGAGAACAGGCAAAAGAACCUGGCUCAUACCGACACAGAGAGACCUGUUCAUGCACACAGACUCUCACAAAGAGACUGGGCUGUGGUGGUUUCCUACGUCCCGGUACAUGAGGGGUUCCAGAUGUUGAUAGGGAGAGAUCUGUUUGUUUAGAUUAGCCUGCACAGCUGAGGGAUAGAUUAGUUCUGCCUGGACCGUGGAACUCUGUGCAGGGGGACCGGCCCAAUCGUAUGAGAGGAAAAAGAGGAGCGAGAGAGAGAGAGGAGGAGAGGACAGAGCGCCUGUUUAUGUUUCAUUUGGAACUGCCCUCCGCAGGCGACCCAUGGACGACCCCGCCUGGAAGCUUGUGUGGCCUGUGGACGCACGCACGCACGUAUCUACACACAAUCGCUCAUACUGGAUUUCGCAGUUGCGUUACAUUUGAGUGUAGCAGCUUUUUUUUGCCUUUGUAAUCCCAUUUUGUGUCAGUCAUGACCUCUUUUUUGACUGUUUUGGCAUUAAACCAUAUACGUAUACAGUAGCUGGUUAGUAUGGGUAUUCUAUGCGCUGUCACGUGCCAAAGCUUUCACAGGGAUUGUCUCCUCACACAGAGUGCUCACUCAGGACACAGGAGUUUCUGUUUAUCAGCGAAAACGACAGAGAUCAAUUGGGAGUGAGCACGUGCCUGCUUUAAGAGGCGGAUGUGCCAAACAUCGGAAGAUGUACCGGAGUUUGAGUUUUGCUUGUCGCAACACAAACAGAGGCGAUAUUUCACCCUCUUAUGGUUCUCCUGUUAAGAAUUGAUGGUGACAUGUUUUGUGGUCAGAUCCACACUGCAGAUAAACGCCACGAUUGUGUCCACUGUGGCACUCACAGGAAAUGAUUAGCUCCAACAGGAAGUUGUAGUAUUGUGAGCUCUCUUCUCUCAUAAAUGUGGCUUGCUGCUCUCGUGUGUGCUUUCUAUGAAGUCAGAACCCUCGAUGCAUCAUCAGUUUUAAGUUGCAGACAAUACGAGAUGAUCCGACCACAUCCAGCAGAGAUACAGAGGAGAAAAGUAAAACCCCUUUAGAGUUCCUCCUGGCCACAAAUGGAAAAUGAAGCCAUCCCCUAGCAUUGUGGGUUAAGAUAAACAUGGGCAAAAUUGUAAAGAAAAUAGCAGCGCCGCCUGCGUCUAAUUAAAACGGCUUCACGUAAACAUUGGCCUUCCUGUAGGACGGCCCCUCACUCUUCUGCUGCGUCUGUACUGAGAGAGGAGCAGGAGAUGUGGAGGGGUUAGGGAGCUGUGUUGGUAGGUUAAAGAAGGUACAGACAGUGGGAGAAAAUUUGGAAAUGGGGCUUUUGAAGCUCAAGCUCCGGGCAAGGGUUGAAGUUGAACCUGGGAGUUACUGUUAGCGAGAAAAGCUGGAGCUGUACAGUAAUCCUGUCUGGUUUGUGGUUAGCCUGUAGCUUUAGCAGAGACUAAAGAGAGGAUGGGGCCUGCAGCAUUCACAGCAUGUCUUUUGUUUACAUCAUGGACUUGAGUUGACCUACACAGAGAUAUGUGCGAGUGAUUCAAGUUGAAAUGAGUUUAUAGUCCCUUAGAUUUAUGGCCUCCACUAUGGAUUGUAGUGUCAAGGCUGCAGACUGAGAGGAGGCCUCUGGUCCCAAAGCGCUUUCUUGGGGGACAUAAGUGAAGAGGCCAGGGGCCACGGGGGUAGACCCCUGGGACCCUGAGGUCAUCUUGUAGGGGCCCCGCUAUUUAAAACCUCACCUGAUACUCACCCUGUGGCCUGGGUGCGGAGUGAAGGCUCACAGCAGAGGGGGGGAGGCAGAAGUGGCAGCUGUCACCAGACGUUGUUUGUGUCCUGCAUGUGAUCGUAUUUGUCCACUUGCGUACUUGUGUAUCCCUGUGUGAGAGCAGUAAUCGUAAAAGCAUUAUGUACCGUUUCCCUCUGUGACAUUCUAUUUAACCUUUUGACAUCUGUCCUCCAGCAGAGGGCAGUGAAUCAGAAAUAAAUAUGAUUUAAUCUCUGGAUUGCUGGGUAAUAAAUCUCGCUCUGAAAUAGGAUAUGAUUACUCAGAGGAGGUUGUCAUUCCUGCUGUACUUACACAAUAUCUGUCAAAACACAACAAUAAUGAGGCAAAUUCAAUCACAUCCUCCCCAAAUAUUCAAGGGAUUUUGUCUCUCUUACUGCUUUGAGUUCAUUCAUUUGUCCGGAUAAUAAGUGAUGAUUUAUAGCUUAAUUUUGAACACAUAAGACUAUAAAAGUAGAUUAAACUAAUUUGACAUCAACAGUAUUAGCCACCGCUGCCAAAACCAGCACAGAGUUAACAGCACAUGACUAGAAAAGUGUUUGAUAUGACUGUAGUUAUGGAUGAAAUGGUGCCAGUCCUUGUUUCUUUGCAUCCAGAGCCUGAUUCAAAGGUACAGACUCCGCUCUGAUAGGACCAAAAGUUCACCCCCUCCUCUCUCCCUUGCAUGUCUGUUUUGCAUCUAGCGUGAUUAAGAGCUGAGUUGACAGAGUUGGUGGUUGUUUUGUUGUUCUGCUGGUAAUAGCAGCCGCGGAGCAGGGAGCGGUAUAAUGUUAAGUGCAUGCGGAAGAAGGCUUGACAUCCUUUCUUGUGGACGAAGACGAGGAGGAGAAGGAGGAGGUGUCUCCACUGAGAGGAUUGUGGUCUGCAUGAUUGAAUUAUGCAGCUUUUGAUGUGUAUGGCAGCAUUGAUUCGUGCACAGAUGUACACACUCAUCAUAACUUUAUGCGUUCCCAUAUGCAGAGAGGUUUUGGAGUGGUGGUUCUCAUGAAUGAGGAGGUGGUUGAGCACUGCUGGCGUGGCUUUUGACUUUCAUGGACUUUUUUUCCUUCGUUUUCUCAUCUUUUAUCUGUUAAUUUCCUUUUAUUCCAUCCCUUUACCUCACACUACUUUUGCACAGCAGCAAAUUACACACUAACCCACCCACACCCAAUAGUUUCCCUAGCUUGAACGCAAUGUAUCUAUCAUUCACUCUCCAUUGAUCUCACUCUCUAGUUUGAAGUCUGCGUCUACACACACUCACACAUGAAGAUACACGCACACACAUCAGACAUUUUAUUCUUAUUUUGCAAACUGGACUCAAUUAAGUUUGUGUUUAUCAGUUCACUACAAACAGGAUUAAACCUCCAUAGAAGGAAUAACAUUCCAGCGUGUUGUGUUAAACUUUACGAGUUGAUGAAAAGUGCAGGCUAGCUGGUGAGGGAUUUAGUGUGGGGAAACAUUGCGCCUCUGGUACUGUACACAGACUUCCAGCGCUGUUUUCUCAAGCUAGCUCUCGCUCUUAUUUCAAAGCACUUUUGUGUACAUUAGCCCUAUUUGGCGAAGGUAAAAAUGAGAAAUUAUUUUUGAAACCUCGCUCAUUAACUCUGAUGUGUUUGUGUGUGUGUGUGUUUGCUCUCAAUCCCAUUCACAAGCAACAUCCUGAGAUGCCUCCAAGCUCUCUGUUUACAUUUUGCAUUCUUUCAGGCGCUCUUAUUCAAAAACCAGAGCCCUGCGAAUGACCGACCACAGGAGACUGUGGAGAGAAUUACCCUCCCCCCUCUACCUCCCUCUUUCUCCCCCUCUCUCUCUCUUCUAUCCCUCUCUUUUCCUCCCUGCCAGAAAGGUCUCUCUCUUUACCCGAGCCUCCUCCUUCUCCCCCCCUCUUGCCUCCCCUCCACCACCUCCACCACCACCACCACCACUCCCCCGUCCCUGGCUGGAGAGAGUGGCCUCAGAAUGCCAGAUGUAUUACAGAGUGAGCCACGGCAAUGUAAACACUCAGGCCUGCCAUGAGAGCAGGGUGGUCUGGCCUCCCUCCUUCCCUUCCCUCCCCUCUCCUCCACUCCCUCCCUCCUCUCCCUCUUCCCCUUUCCUCUCUUCCCUCCCUCACAGCCCUGUCUGCCAGAGGGGUGGAGAAAGCACAAAACAGCAGAGGGAAAGUGUGUGAGUGUGUGUGGUGUGUGUUUGUGGGGGUAGGACGAAGCGAGGGAAGAAGCAGGAGUAUAGUAGUGGUAGUGUGUUUGUGUUUUGGCUGCAGUGCCUACCGUACACCAGGAGAGAGAUCGGGGUGUGGAUUGAUACUUCUCAGACUGCAGAGCAGAGAAUUUUUCAUGCAAACAUACCAUAAACCCCUCCAAAUUGUGCGUGUCAAUGGAAUUUUUUCGACCACUUGUAGGCACAUAUGGGCUUACGUAUCUAGUGGUAUAGUUCAUUGCAAUUCCUGCAGCACAACGUCAUAGAAAUCUGGCAGCAGCAGCAAUUACACAAGUACCACACAUGCAAAGCAAGGCAUAAAGAUACAAAGAUAUAAAACGUUUCCCCUCUCAGAUGAUUGAGAGGUCUGGAGCUCCAGAUUGACUCAGUAUGCUUCAGAGAGAAGCUGUUUCAAGUGCUAUCACUACCUUGCAAGUCUGAUUGAAACACGAGACACAAUAACCAGUCGGACUAUAAAUUACAGUGAAGGCAAAUGUUAUCGCUGCUUCUGUCAUCAUCUUUUUGGUUAUCUGUUUGGACAUUUACAACAGGCUAUUUUGUGCAGAGCUUCUCUCACUGAGAGCAGAACAGAACAAUAAAUCAAAUGCCUGCAUGAUUCAGAAGAAGCUUAAAGUGAUUGAUGCAGAAAAUCAACUAACUUUGUAGUUAUUCUUGGCAACUUCCACCUCAUUGCUUUGGCUACGCAGACUGCAACUUGGCUUUUAGGAUACAUUCUAGUAUAUUCUGUUUUCUUCACCAAAGAGAAAAAGACCGUCUACAUUACUUUUGUUUCAUUAAAUAGUAGAAGACAAAGGUGGGAAGGUUGUAGCUGUUAUAGGGAUGAAGUUCUCUUAGAAGCUGAAGCAAAACAGUCUACAAAAGGGUAAAUGUGACUAACAUGUAGGGCAGGGCAAUAAACUGAAAAUAUACCGAUACUGAAAUUUACGACAAUAACCAACGUCAUUUUGCCCAUGUCAAUAUAUUCGGUGUCAAAUAAAUAAAUAAAUAAAAGUUGGUUUUGGAUGUGUGUAAGUAGGCUAUGGUCUCAUGUUCCUUUAAGACCCUGUCCUACGUCAGAGAUCUGACUCUACCCCAUCUAGUCCGUAACAACAAAGCGGGAAAGACAGGUGAGGAGAUGGUGGACGGUCCAAAAGUUGUAGCAGCUGGAGUGGCGACUGAAGUAGACAAAGUUAAUGUGGGAGAGGAUGAGCAGCUUGUGGAGUAGUUAUAGUCCUUUUAUCAUUGAGGUGAGCUGCUCCAUAUAUCUUGAUAUUGAUUUGAGGCCAUAUCGCCCAGCCCUACUGACAAGCCUGUUUCACUCAGGCACUCCUGAAAGUUUCUGGAGCUUUACCCUUCCAAAUUUUCCAAUUUUUUGAGCUCAUGCUCAUCCCUCACAGUGUGAAAGUUUCCCUUUUAGAUGAGGGAGGUAGUGAGCUAGGAGCAUGAGUCUAAAGAGGUGGGAAAAGCACUCUGGAAAAGACACAUUCAGACUUUUAAAAUGCAUGCAAAUAUGUCAGUCUGACUGAAAUUGCACUUAUCUAACUUCUCAUGAUCUGAGUAACAUACCUAAAUAAUAUAGUUGGGAAUAGAUUUUCUCUGUCAUAUAUUCGUCUCACUCAAACUGAAACUGGCCUAAGCGUUCUGUUCAUGUCCUAGUGUUAGCAUGCCACACUUUGAGCCAAAAUUAAAAAGCAAGAAUGAUACAUGUUUACCGUAUUUUAUAUCCCACCUUUAGGCAUCAUAUAAAAAUGGUCUUAAUAAUAGUGCAACAAAUUGGAACUAAUGUAAAUAUUUUUAACGAAACAUGUCCCAAAGAAAAUACUAGUUCAAGCUCUAGUGUGAGGGUAACUAAAACGUGCAAUUAAAGGAUCAAACGGAGAAAAAGAAAAAUCAUUACUCCCGCUCCCUUUUUUUAUUUCCUCUGUCACUCUUUCUGCCUCUGUGUAUUAUAUUCCACACAUAGGAAUGUGUGAUUUUUUGGAUACCUCAAAUCAUGGGCCAUCUUUCCAGGAAAUGACAGGGAGAUGGCUGGUUGAGAUUGGCUGCUCAGGCUCAUGUCACGGUCUGUUAUGGCUGGGCUGUGGGCCAAUCACGGGGCAGCAAAUACAGCAGUGGGGAGAUGGCUCACCUGGCUUGCAUUGGACAGGCACUGACAGGGGAUACAGGAUGAGAUUUCCUUUCCUCCAAACAAAACUGGAACUGUGGAGCGGCUUCAAAAUUUCUCCCUUUUUUUCACUGUCUGUUUUAUUACAUUAGGAUGAAUGAUCACUUGGUUUUGGGAAAGAUUUAAGCGCCGUUUAAAAUGGUUGUUGCGUUAAGAACUCCUCAUGUCCUUGUUGUUGCAAACACCAAUUAAGACAUCAUUUGCCAAACCUCUGCACACAUGCAUGCACAUACUACACACACAGACUCUCUGUCAGCAUUUUCUUAUCCUACUACUCCUUCCUCUGCCCUGUGAAUCCAUUGGCAUUGAAUAGGACUUUUCUGGUGCGGUGGGGGUGGGGGAGGGUGCGCAGUGAGAGAGUGGGACCUGAAUGAAGGCAGCAACGUGGAAGAAUCUGCCCAUUGAGGAGUGUGUGAAUGUACACCUCGGGCCCAGGGGAAGCAGCAUUGGGAGCCAGCCGACUGCUAAAUACACCCAUUUGAGGGGCUGCAGGGGCCGGACAGGUGAUUAGCAUAAUCAGGGGCAAGGGGGGCCAUACAUAUGGUAAUGCUGGAGUUUGAGGGGGGCGGUUUGGAGAGGAGAGAGUGUGUGGUGGUUGGGGGGGGGGCAGGGGUUGGCAGCUGGGGUGUCACAUUUGUGUCAGGGGUCCGGCGCUCGGGGGGUGCUUAGCUUACACAGGGAGACGCCAUACUACAUCUGCAUGUGAGUGCGCUAGUACUCCCCGUUUCUCAUAACUUUUCCUUCUUCUUGCUUCAUUAUUUGUCUUUUUUAUAAUCAUAUCUUUUCCAUCUUUUUAUGUUUUACCCUUUCUCUGUUUAGAGCUCCCCAUCUCUGUGAAAACUAAAAGAAGAGAGGGAAAAAGAGAGUGAGGGGGAGAGUACUGCAGAGUGAGGGGGGCUCUCUAUGGGUCAGAUGGGGUCUCAGCUCUCAGUGAGGCCUUUCAGCACAUAUUUGUGGCUGUGUGCACACCUGCAUUGCAGUGCCCACAUUCAAAACUCCUAUUACUGCUUUACAUAAGGCUGUGUUUGACUCGACUACAACCAGUGGCAUGUUGGGGUCCCAAUACUCCAUCCACUGCUUCAACGCCACAGACUGAGAGCGUACCAUUAUCACACAUGUCUUAUUGGUUCAAGGCUUUCAAAGUUUCUCAGAGGAUGAAAAAUGCUCAUGUGGAUGAUUAGAUCACAUCUUUUCUUCUUUCUGAAGUAAUCCAGUAUACUAAAAAGGUGGCUAAACAGAAGACAUGGCUCAAUGAAAAUUUACACUAGAUUGUGGGAAGGUGUAGCAGUGGACCAACAGUGACAGUACAAGGAAGGAGGUAGAGGCAGAUGGACAUGGAGGAAUGCAACAGGUGUGUCGUUUAUAGUGAUCAGAGCCCCUUUUGGUUAUUGACAGAAGCAGCUGAAAAGGAAACAAACAGGAAGGAAGAGAAAGGAGGAGGUGGGCACUACGGGAAGGGCUUGCUUGGGGACACUAAACAGUGGGAGUUAAAAGAAAAGCCAGGAGAGAGAAUUCAAAGAGAACGAUGUUAUGAGGAUUUGUGUGAACACGGAGUAUCAAAGGUACAGCAUAUCAAAGUUUCAAUAUUGUGCAGUUUUACAAUAUCAAAGGGACCACCUGCAAAUGAUCAGAGGCUAAUUCAAUACAGUUCCAUUAAGAUUAUCACUGAGAAUAUAAUUUGAAAAGGAGCCACUGGCCUAGUGGUCUAAGUGCACAUCCCAUAUGCAGAGGUCAUGAUUUUCAUGUACACUGCUUUGGUUUAAUUUCAGCCUGUGGCUCCUUUGCUGCAUGUUUCCUGCCUUGUCCACUUUCCUGUCCUCUCAAAAUAUAGGCAAAAAAAAUCCCAGAAAAAUAAAUCUUAAGAAGGAAGGUGAUUUGACAACUUAUUGCAAUAAUACAAUGUUUGAAAACAUUGAACUAAAGGAUGACAAUUAACUUUAGUUGCUAAGGGGCAACAUCACACACCACUUGUCUGCAUAAAACAUUACAUGUUUCUUGAGUUGCUUCACUUCUCAAUAGAAAGUCAGUACAUCGUCAAAACAAAUGGUAAGCAUGUCAUCUGCAUAUUCUUUUAUCCAACAGUUAAGAAUUGAAAUAGCACAAGAUGCUGACUGAUAAUGUAGAUUAGAUUAGAUAUUCCUUUAUUUAUCCAUCAAUGGGGAAAUUAAAAUUGUCGACAGCAGCAGUACACACAACAUACACAUUCACACAUACUGGGUACAAAAACAAAUACAGAUAAAAGAACUAGAGUAAAAAAGAAAGAGCAGUGCAAGAGAGGGACCGUUUAAAAUACAAGCAUAAAAAAUAUAAAAAGAGAAAAAGAUCAGUGCCAACAAAAACAGAUAUGGAUGUGAUGAUGUACGGGUUAAAACUGACUGUUCACAAACACAUCAAACAAAAGUUGCUGUUAACUCGUGUUUCUUUUUGGCUUUAUUUCCACAGAUCUCUAAAUUCAGCUCAUUUAGUGAAAAGAGUAGCUGGCUAGUAAAUAUAGCAGUCUCUCUUGCACAUAAUAAUGAUACCAGCAUGUAUUGAGUCAUAGCAGCAGAGGGGAAUAACUGGGCACAGACCAUGUGUGAUCAGUGAUAACUUAUACCUCAACUGUGUAUCCUACUGCAGCUGGUUGAAACAUUGUGCUCAAAUGUCUUAAGUUAUCAUUUUUGCACAGUUAUGAUACACUGAAACUAGCCUAUGUGAACAGAUUUAUCCAUAGCUGCUUCAUCUCAACUUCAGGGAACUUUAUAGAAGUUUUGUAACGAAUUUAACUGAAAUAAUCGCUUUUAGGUAUCUCUUCUUUUCUUCGUUGUCCAUCAUCUUUCCAACUUCUCAAGGUGCUUUUAUGCUACAUGUCACACCACAUCCGUGCACCGAUGGAUGGUAGCUGCACUAGGAGCGUCAGUAUGAACUCAUCCCAACUCUAUCUAACUCUCAGCCACUCCUUGAUUUACUGGAUAUUUAAUUUUUUGUAUGAAUGUAAUCUACCCUGACAUACUGAAGUAUCCUGUUCUGCACUAUCCAGUAAAGUUACAUAAAUGACAAACACAAAGUAAUGGCUGACUGAUUUCCACUGUUUUUAAAGUGUGAAAUCUUCUGCAAUUGCUGCCACUUCUUACAUCUCUUAUUUUUUCCCAUUUCGAGUACGUGCAUUUGAGGAGUUUCUCAUCACUAUCAUGCGAUAACUGUAUCUCCCACUCAAAACAAACAUUUGCAUCACUGUCUUUUGUGUUUUUAUACACUGACUUUGCACUCCGUCUUGUCUCUUUUGGCUGCUUGUGAUAGUUUUUGGAUCUCUUAUCUUUUCCUGACAGUGUUGUGCAGAGAUCUGUGCAGCCCUCGUCCUUCCUCUGUCAGUGUACAGCUCAGGGUAUGGGAGGUCGCUGGAGACUUGGUGGCGGAGAGAUGACCUGGUUUUGGGGGGCUUCCUCCUCACCACAGGGGGUCCCUGCUGAGAGGGGGCCUAAUCCAGCUAAUCCUUUCUCUGCACACACACACAUAUCCACACACACAUGUAAGCACACACGCAAAAUUUGGCUACGUGCACGUAAAUACAGUAUCCUACUUGUAUUUACGUAUGCAUGCAUGCACACAAAUGGAUGAUUUCAUUAGCAUGCACUAACCUUGUAUUGUUUAAAAAUGUACAAGGUAUUUCAGUAAAGAUACUCGGACAUGUCUGCUUUCUGUCAGUGGUAGGAGUAACUUUUCUAAGCACAGCACUUGCAAAGUUUGUAUGUUUUGAUACCAAUAUCAGAGAUGCAGGAGUUGUUUGCCGCUUCUGCUGCGUGUUUUCCUUGAAAGUACAGGAUGCUUCCGUUGUCAGGCGUCAGAGAUGUGCAGGGGGUGGGGCUUUGCUGUUGUGUGUUGCUUGAAAAAGAGAGAAAGUUGGCAAGAAGAAAGGGGGGUGGGCUGGCUUUGACAGAGGGGCCGGGCUGAUUGCCAUCAUGAUCUGGCCAAUCACUGAGUAGACCUGAAUGGAGCAGAGAGAGAAAAAAAUGAGAGUAUAAAGAGGAGGGGGGAGUUUAAGGCUGAAAAGAGGGGGGUGAUGUCAGUUCCUUAGAAACCUACUUUCUCUGGACUCGUCCCCGCAGCCCCCCAUUCCCCUGCUUUGAGAAUAGGGGGGACCAGGGGUUAAUGUUAUGCAACAUACUGAAUACCCACACUGAGCGCUCCAAUACAGUGACACACAUAGAACUGCUUCUCUUCUUCUUCUACUUUUACUCCCCCUCUCCUUUUCUCUCUCCUUUUUCUUUGCAGUUCUACUAUUUUGGCUCAGUUGAAAAGUUUUUUUUGAUUUUUCCACAAGCUCGGUGAUACUUGUACACUGAAACACAUAUACAGUAUUUCGAAGAUAACGCAUUUAGAUAACAUCUCUGGUUGUACGAAGUGUGAAAUGAGACACGGUUGCUUUCAGCCAAACUGCUUUCCCAUUAUCAGCAUUGGAAUCAGCUUAUGAAAAACGAAUAUCAGUGGACCACAAAAGCGAACACAAAGUACUGAAACAAAGAUUUAAUGGAUUUAAAAUUCAUUCGUCUAACCAGCCUGAAAAAUAGUUCCCUGUCUCUGUGGUUGGUGGCGCCUUGAUAUCAGCUAUUGUUAUUAGAUUAAUAAAUGAUAACUGGGUAUUUUAUUCAAAGUAAAGUCAAAACAUUAGCAAUUCAGUCGGUAUUUUGAUGCACAUCACAAUUCAUCUGUAAACUACAACUGCACUGCACCGUAAUACAUCCACAAUUCCACUUACAAUACAGAUUGGGAUGAUUGGUCCUCCCUCAGUCACACACAUGAUGAAGUUAAUAAAAUACAAAAAUUGAGAACUUAACUGGGAACUUAGCUGGGGUGCACAUCUGUUGUACGAGAGAGAGAGAAAAAAAUAUUACCUUUGUAUAACGGUUGAAAAAGAAAAACAGAUGAAAAAGGGAAAUGGAUGUAAGACCUGGUACAAGAAAAAUGAUGGAUGAAUGGGAGUGACAUAUCUAAUCCAUCUUUUCAAAAAGAGUCCCUGUUUUAGUCUUACAGCAAAAGUAAUUCUUUCCAUCUUGCACAUCGCAGUUUUAAAAUGUUUUGUUCUCCAAACAAAUUAACAGCAAUAUAAAAACAUAUCCUCCAUGUUUGGGUAUGGUUUGGCUCAGCUGGUGGAGUAGGCACCCUGUGCAGAGAUUGAUUCUUGGUCCUAGUAUGAGUGUGUGUCACUCCCCCCUCCCACCCUAUGUUUCUGUCUCUCUCAGGUUUCUCUGUCAAAUAAAAGACUAAAGACUAAAAGACACCAUCCUGAAUGUUGUUCACUGAUAGUGUUCAGAGGUAAGGUUUUGAAGAGGUCAAAAGAGCUCCAGCAACACUUGUAGUUCAGGAAAACAGCUUUAUUCGACCGAUGCGUUUCGGUCGACCCUGAUGAAGACCACAAGCCGAAACGCGUCGGUUGAAUAAAGCUGUUUUCCUGAACUACAAGUGCUGCUGGAGCUCUUUUGACCUCCUCAAGAUCUUUUUUCUCUAAGCACCUUAAAGUUGGUGAAGUCGUGCUAGAAUUUUUGUCCCCUAGAGGUAAGGUUUUGCCACAUGGUCAACAGGCAACUUCCUUGAUCGUGUGUUAAUGUCCCUGAAGUUGCUUAAACUCUUGAGAAUAAAUAAGUGUUGUUAGCAAAGUUCUAAUGUGAAUAAGAGAUAACUUAAUAGUAAGAGUAAUGUAGGAUAGAUGGGAUGUGAUUGUAUCAGUGUGAAUGUAAAAGAAAAAGGAAACGAGUUAGCAACGAGGUGUUAGGGGAAGCGUUCAUAAGUCGGUGACACUUUGUUUUAGGUUGCAGCAGCUGAGCCCAGAGCGGGACACCUCCAAGACAUCAACACAUGCCGGGGUCAACCAGUUUUCUUAGCAGAAGGAAUAUGGGAAUAUGUGUCAUUGAAGAAACACAGCUGUGUGUACACACACACACACACACACAAGCACGCACACACAUGCACUCGCUCACUCACACACAUUUUCCUGGUCCAGCUGGGGUGUUAAUUUCACCCCAAGGCUGUGUGAGUGUUGACCCCAAAACGCUGUAACCUCGUGAAGUGUGGAAUUCUCUAAGCCUGAGGCCGUGAUGUGCUGUUUCCUGUAGAGAGAGCGAGUACAUUCCUUUAACUUGUCCCAGUCCUGGCUGCUUGCUGUAAACUCAGGGUCUUUGGGUGGCAGUGACUUGGAAUGUGUUCAAAACAGAUAGUGGCGUCACUUAAACCUGCGCUUUUUUAAACUGAUUUUUUCAAUCGGAGCCUUCAUUUCGUCCUCGCUCGUAAGGAAAACUGAGAAUAUUUGCUUUUUUUUCCUCCAAACUUCUGUUCCUAUAUUCCCUUUGGCAGUGUUUUUCAGCCGAGCCGUGGGCUGGCUUUCCGUUUGAGCGUUGAGUGUACCAGACAAGUCGACUUGUUGGUGCUCUGUCAAUGUGUGUAGGGUCUAAAUCAGUUCCAUGCAUGCUGUGUUUGAAGGCAGCACCGGCGCAGCGUAGCUGUGUAGCAGUGCAAAGCAUGUCCCUCCAGUUAGCCUGGGCCUGCUAUUAAUGAUGAGUAUUAUAAACAUGCUUUCAGACAGGAUCAGAUGGGAAUGCUGUUUGGGUCCAGAAAAAAAGAAAUCAAGUGUGUUUUCUCUAAUGCCCCAAGACAUGGCCCCUCCCUCCCCGUUCCAUUGGUCUGACUGGGUGGUCUGGCUCAGCAGAACAGGCAUGCUUAUGUUCAACUUUAAUGCUAUUACAAUGGGCUGAAAAUAUUCAAUCUAUGCCUGCUGUUGCACGACUUGAGCGGAAUUGUUAAAUUGGAUUAGAGCGUAAUAAAAUGUUACAGAUUUUCACACAGUCGGCUCUCUCACUGGGCAUUUUUCUUCAUUUUGUUUGUGUGUGUGGGACAGAAGAUGAAUUCGCCCAAGCUUCCACCAGUCUCUGAUGAUAGUGGAGCUCAAAUCCUCCGUUCAUAAAUCAGACACAGAUAGGCUAAACUGCUGGAUGGACAAGAGCGUGCACAAAACUCAGGCAGAGUUGAGCACUGCACGUGCAAAAAACCUGCAGCUGAUACGGCUCUUAUGGCGUUCAUUUGUUUAAUUUGGAAUUAUGAGACUUUUCAGGGCUUGCAUGACUGCAAUUGGCUGUAUUUGUUUGUGUGUGUUUGUGGGAGAGCCUUUGCCAGACUUGCCUUGGCUGUGCUGGGGUGGAGCAGGGCAGCGAAAGAGCCUGAAAGGCUGCUUUUGUAGCUGAGGCUAGCUGAGAGCUCAGAGCGCACGCACAGGGCUUAGUCCCACCACGAUACUGGGAGCAAAGCCUGGAAGAGAGGCUCUCUUGCUCGUCCCUCUUUCUCCCACUCACACACAUCAACACACACUCUUUGUCAAACACAUGCACUGUCAGAAACACGCACACACGUGGUCGGUCAGUUGGAGUGAUGUUACUCCUCAGGAUUCAGAGGAAUUGGGAAGUCUUACAUUGUAGUGGUACGAGCUCAAUCCAAGGAGAAUGCUUUUGUUUAAGAUACAUGUCUGAUAAGGUCACAGCCCUGAUGAGCUGUCUUUGGGUUUUUGUUGCAGACCGGUUCACUUCAGAGUUUUAACACAUGAUGCUGCCUAUGUAUGUGUGUCUAUGUGAGAGUGUGUGAGAGCAAAACUACUGUGCAAAGAUAAACGUAGACCUGGUUUGUACGAUGUUUACCCAGUUUUAACCUCAUUUGAUCAGUAGGAGUGCAUUUUUCAAUAGCAUUGAAUACUCAAACUGAAUCUUCUCUUCUCUCUCCAGUUGGUGGGCGUGUGAACCAGGAGCUGAGGUACACUCGGCAGAAGAUAGGAGAGGAGGCCAUGUUUAACCCUCAGCUGAUGAUCCAGACGCCGCGGGAGGAAGGAGCGAAUGUUUUAACGGUGGAGGCGCUCCUGCAGCACCUGGAUUCAGCACUAAGAGCCAGCAGAGUUCAUGUUUACCUUUAUGAUAGGUAAGUAACAACCUGUUGUCCUGUCAACCCCCUUUUUUUAUCUUGUAUUUGAGCAACAAAAAUUUCACCUGAAGUCAACAUUUUGACAUAAAGGGCAUUUCGCUAAACAACACAUGACUUAUUAUUACCCUGCAACAGGUAUGCAGGGCUUGGAGUUAGACGUGUUGAUUUACAGCUAAACGUGAGGAUUGAAUCCAUGUAGAAACGAUACCUGCUGUCUAUAACCAUGUAUGUUCUUAAACAUGAUGAUUUGUUGUCGAGCAUCAGAGACUUUGUAUGAUUACGUAAUGAGAAAUCCUGAACAGAAACUCUUUUGUCCUCUUUUUCAGACAAUGGAAAUUAGAACACUUAUGUUAUAAAUCAGGAGAACUAGUCACAGAAACUCAUUUUAUGAAUCAGGUAAGCUGCCGACACUCUUGGUGUUCAUUUUGACUCUUUGACAAUAAUGAGAUUUAUCAGUAUCUAUUCGUCCCCAGGGAUUUUUCUUCCAUCUUUCCUUUCCCAUUGUUAAUGUGUGUCAAACCUUUUUUGUUUUGGCCAUGUUUUUGUCUAAUUAGAUCAUAGAAAAGCUACAUCCCUGCCUCAUCAUCACCCCUUUGGACUGUUUCUGGGAGGGAGCCAAGCUCCACUCUGGAAUGCUUUAUCUCCCGUAAGUACACAAAACUCCUUUUUACUAGGCUGAAUUUGUAUUUUAUGAUGUGUUGGUUCGAUCACAAUGUGCCAACACAGGCAUGCAUAACAUGAAAUCCACCAAUCUCUUUUGAGCACACUGUCACAUGAUGUAACGUUUCAAAAAAAAACUAAUUGGACUCAGAAAGGGCUUUCCUCACAGUGAGGCCAGUUUGCAAACUGAUUCAAAUGCACUUUGGGGACAAUAAGACCUGAAUACUGAGCUCAUGAGUGCUUUUAGUGGAAGUAACAAUGUUGUUACAGUAGUUUCACAUUAUUUUCAAGACACAGAAAGUGAGAAUAUGGCAAUUUGGUGCUUGUUUUUACCCUCUUUGGAAGAGUUUGCCCAAACAUGCUCAGCUCAUCUAAAAAGACACCAGAGAGAAACAAGAGUGUGUGUGCAUGUGUGUGUGUCCUGAACUCGUCCCCUCUGAAGGCUCUAUUGUAGUGGUUGCUGGCAUGCGUAUCGCUGGCGAUAGUUUCUCUCCAGCCCUGGGCCUCACACCAUUGUCUGGCCCUUCUGUUGCUAAUGGCCUGCUGCUACAGUAAUACUCAGCAGACCUUUACCUCUGCAUGCAUGUGCGCAUGCACAAAAUGUGUGUCUUUGCAAUGAUAUUGUUUAUAUUUUUUUAUUGUUUUGCUUUUUUUUUUUGCAAAUGCAUGAAGUGUAUCCACUUCAGUCUUUGUCAUGGGGGCUUUUGAAUGCGUGUGUGCUGAUCAGAGAUGGUAAAUAAGGUUUUUACUAUGUUCUGGUUGGAAGGCUGGGAAUAAUAACCCAAGCCUGGUUAAGCACAUACAAUGUAGUCUGAAUGACAGAGAGAGAGAGACUCAGAGAAAGAGAGGUUGGAAUGUGUGAGGCAAAGGGAGACAAGGACUGGUUUGGAGCAGGAAUUCAGCACCGCACCGUUGCAUGAUGGGAAUUUGUCUCCAUUUAUUGUUUGCUGUCACAUAGAAAGAAAGAGAUUAUUCUCUUCAUUAAAAAUGUGACUGUUAUUCAAGGUUAGAUGUUGAGGUUGUUGCACAUCUGAAAAUCAGCAUCAAACAAAUCACAGUCUCUUAUUUUUCUAAUAAAGAGUCUAAUUUAAGCAAUUGUCCUGUAGAGAAGUUUGAAGUUAGCGACGUAAGAAGUUCAGAGAGCCAGCAAAACAGGAACUUGUACCCAGGGACAAAAACUACAUGUUAUGCACUAUACCUUACCUCCAUCUACCUAGGGCUGGGCGAUAAACCGAAAAUUUAACAAUACUGAAAUUUACAACAAUAAACGACGCCAUUUUGGUAUAUUUGGUGUCAAAAAAAAAUAGAAGUUGGUUUUGGAUGUGUGUAAGUGGGCUAUGGUCUCAUGUCUUUUUAAGACGCUAUCCUACAUCAGGGAUGUGACUCUACCCCAUCCAGUCUGUAACAAAGAGGGAAAGACAGGUGAGGAGAUGGAGGAUGGUUUAAAAAAGUUGGAGCGGUAGAAGUGGCGGCUGAAGUAGAUGAAGUUAGUGUGGGAGGGGGUGAGCAUUUUGUGAAGUAGUUAUCGUCCAUUUAUUGUUAUCGAGGCCAUAUCACCCAGCUCUACUUCUACCUACAUCCAAGAGAGGAUCAGAAACUCACUCUUAAGCUGUCGGGAUGCAUGUUAUUGAUAUCCGUAAUGAUACUGAUAUUUGAUAUAACCACUCAGCUAGUUCUGCUGCUUUUUCAUAACCACUUUGUAAAGCUUAAUGUCUGUUUUUAAAAUACCAUAGAGGAUUUGAUGUCCUAAAGCUGUUGACACUGGUCCCUUCUGACUAGUCUAAAAAGUCCUCAACAGCCAGAUUAUGCAAACUACAUCAAUGAACUUGUAAAAAAAUACUAGAACUUGGUCUCCCUGUGAUUGAUGUGUGAAAUGGAAGUACUUUUUCAGCUUUCUUUAUGCAGGAAAUACAAAUUGAAUGUGGCUCUAUUAAAAUAGAUGAACCGCUAAAAAGUUUUCUUCACACUUCUAAAUCUACAGUGGUAAAGACCCUUUCCAGUGGACCAACUUUGACCCUAAAGAGUUCCUCGAAGACCUACGACGACUAAACUUCCCUGUGGAGGGUUUUGAAGACAUGUUGGAGAAGGCGGACGUUGGACACGGCUACAUGGAUAGACCCUGCCUGAACCCUGCUGACCCUGACUGUCCCCUUACUGCGCCCAAUAAGAACUCAACAAAGGUGUGCGCGCAUAUUUAUGCUCAGAGUAUCAGAGUACAACUUUUAUAUAUUUUUUGGUAAAGCUUCAAGUCUUGAGUUUGAGCUCGGCUGCUGACAGUAAAUUUCUUGCCUGUUGCUUCUAUUGCACCAGCCAUUCGACGUGGCGCAGGCCCUAAGAGGAGGCUGCCACGGUCUGUCCAGGAAGUACAUGCACUGGCAGGAGGAACUGAUCGUGGGAGGGACCACCAAGAACGGCAGUGGACCCCUGCUCAGGUAACAUACCCAUACUUACACAUGCACACCCUCAUAAACACUGCUGUGAUCACUGCAGGGCUUAUUCUGGAGAGAGUGUGUGUUUUUUUGUUCUUUUAUGCUCUGCGGAACGGUGCGUGCAUGCAUGCGUGCGUGUGUGCGCUCUUGUGCUGUAAAUCUUGCAGUCAUUAGCAGAUUCCAGUGAAAUCUUAGAACUCCAGCUGUUCCUGCUCAGCUCUGGCUGCUCUGCCUGGACACUACCUACACAUACACACACACACAUGUGCACAAAAUGAUCUAUAGCCUGGCUAGUUUGUCCAAAUAUACAGCGAUUUGGGGUACACGGCCUUAAUUCCAGCACAAGCAGCAGUACAAAGCUUAUAGAUUAUGUGGUGUACCAUUGGAUAUAUAAUGAGCGCGGUUUAAGCCCGCAAAAAGGUGCAUGUCCUCCACAUAUCAUGCUCUCUGUACACAUUCAAACAAGGAGGAAAGGAACUGAAACAUGCACAAGUGAAAGGGAGCUUCCUUUAGCGGGGAAAAGCUAAAAGAAAGUGUGCAAUUUUACAAAUAGACCACUUACUUAAAUGAGAAAUUUCAGUGUGGACUGUACACACACACACACACACACAUACUGAUGCAUUAACACACAUGCUGGUAAUAGAGUACAGUGGGGUGCGUUGUUUGUUUUGUGGUUGUGUUUUUUCCUGGCAAGGUUGGGUCAUUAGGGUGUCUGUGCGUGCCUGCCUGCCUGUGUGUGUUUCUGUGUGUGUUUGUGUGUAUGUGUGAUUUAGUCACCCUGUCCUUUGGGCUGUUACUGCUGGCACUCAAUUUCUACAUCUUGUUUACUAACUGCCACCAUUACCGUGAUUAUCACCAUAUUACAGAGAUCACAUUCAUAAAGAGAACGACGAGCUAAUGUCGACUCCUUUGGUUCGUAAAAUUUGACGACCUGACACCACAUAGACUGACUCGAUCACAGUUUUUAAGCGGCAGACUGUUCCAGAGUAAUUUCUUAAUGACUUAUUAGUUGAAUUUUUUUUUUUUACGACUUUCCUGGUGUGUGUGUACAAGGAGGGUGCAUUCCUCAUUUCAUUAGAUACCAUGGCACUCUUAAAAUCUGUCAGAACACGAUCAGGAAUCUUGUAGAUUAGGACCGGAUACCUAUUUUAUGAGAUCUGGCACCUUCCUUUGUCGCUAUAAAAGCCAGACUGUACAUUUCUGUUAUACUUAUAUUUUCUGCCUUUCUGUGUCUUUGACUGGAAUGAAAUAAAAAUGGGGAAGAGAUAAGAUUUAGAAGGACACCAUAGCUGUUUAGAAGUAGGAACAUUUAUAGGAUGAAUACUAAGGCAGCUUUGUCGAGCCCUACACAUCAUACUAUUGCAAAGAUGAUGCAUCAAUGGCUGUUUGGCAUUAUGAAAACAAUAUGUCAACUACAAUUUUGAAAUAUAUUAUCAAUCUAGUCCUUAUGAUGCCAUGAAACCAUGUCGUAUGAUUUUGUCGUUCAUUAAUCUGCAAAUGGAAUCUUUUAGUGUCUCUGCAUAAACACUUACUGCAGCUGUAUUGCUGCUACUUUAUAAGUCAUUCAGGAAAUAAUCCGGAGAUUACUUCAAGUGAAAACAACCCAGCGCAAAUAUUUUACAUGGCUUAACAAGUGGAUGUUUGUUGUGUGCGGUGUGUGGCAAACGAAGCAGGUUUCAUGGCUGUGGGCAUCUGUAUUCUUGGCUCAGCAGCCACAUCAGAUGGAACAAUAUUAUGGUUGUGCUGCAGGUGUGCUUUACUCUUAACACACUGUUGUUUAUGAUGCAUUUUUUCAACAUACUUUUUCCAGGCACUGUGGUCCUGGUGUUUUUUUCCUCUCUUCCUUCACUGGUUACAUUAGCACCCUCUCUGUUUUUUGUAGAUUAUUUUGUCAUUUUACACCUUUUCUGUCCAUGAGUGUAGAACAGGGAUGUGGGCAUGUAGUUGACUUGCACUGUUAAAAUGAAUCUGCCUCUCACUCACUCAAAUGUAGAUUAUUUGUUGCAUCUAAGAUGUAGAGAAGCCACAUGCCUCUUGUCAAAGCUGUAGCUCAGGUUAAAGGGAUAUUCCGGAGUAAAAUUAAUUUAGGGUCAAACACGCUGUAACACUGAGUUAGACACCUCCUUGAGAGAUGAGUGUUGUCGACCGUUUGCUUCUCUAGUUAUAACAACUUUAGUAACGACCGCAGGAUAGCAAUACACAGCGGUCUGAGGAGUCACACACAAACCUCAACCAAAAAGCCACUCUAUAGCCACAAAUAAUGCUCAGAACAGCACCUAACUUCAUCAACAGUACAUAUAGGGUCCCAGCCAUAGUACUAGCCACCAAACAUCUUUUUAACUUUGCCUAAUUUCUUUAGAAAAGAGACUAAACACAACUCACCUACUCUCUUCCAGCAGCCGCUUGUUUGUAGUGAGACCUCAGGCCAGUCCAUUACGGACUACAGCGGGGUUACGCAGCUCAAGGAAGAACAUUUAUGAUCAUUUCUUCAUUGAAAUGCAAUCAGACCGAGACACUAAGGCAAAAGAACUGCAGCAUCUGCAGUGCAAAAUGAUUAAUAUGAUGAUUUUUACUUCAAGGAAAUAAUAAAGUAAUGAUCAUAAAUGUUCUUCCUUGAGUUGCGUCACCCCGCUGUAGUCCGUAAUGGACUGGCCCUUGCUUGCAAGCGGCUGCUGAAAGAGAGUAGGUGAGUUAUGUUUAGUCUCUUUGCUAAAGAUAUUAGGGAAAGUUAAAAAGAUGUUUGGUGGCUAGUGCUAUGGCUGGGACCCUUUAUGUACUGUUGAUGAAGUUAGGUGCUGUUCUGAGCAUUAUUUAUGGCUAUAGAGUGGCGUUUUGGUUGAGGUUUGUUUAUGGCUCCUCAGACUGCUGUGUAUUGCGGUCGUUACUAAAGUUGGUAUAACUAGAGAAGCAAAGAAGACCCUUAAUUGAUUUUAUGCCGGAAUAUCCCUUUGAUGGCUCAUGUUGUGAUGCUAUAACACUCUACCAUCCAAAUUAAAACAAGCACAGAUUACAGAUAGUGUCUUGCAGGCUGUGUCUGAUUAAACUUGCAUAAAAACAUCUGACCAAAGCAGUAUGUAACCGACACAGGUAUGUGGAUGUUAACUUACAGGGAGGAUGAUAGAAUUAGCCGCACAUGUCAAACCGACAAAUCAACAUAAUUUACCUGCAGACUCUCUGGUGCUGUUUUACAGCUGUGCUGCAAAACUUGUGCUCAGUUUUGAUUGUCUUCUGAGUGUUUUAUCACCCUUAGAUGUUUCAACGAUUUGUUAUUUUGACAAACGGCAAAUAUUGGUAAGGUUUAAAGCGCACUCAAGACACAAUAUUUAUAAAGUCAUAACUUAAAGCUCCUCAAAGUGUCCUGAUGGAUUUAAUGUUAAAAGCACAAUCCACAAAAUGAGCUCUUGGCCUUGUUGAUCUUUUCACUGAACACAAAGUUGACAUUGAAGUCUUACACCUUAUUAACCUCCUCUUUUUCCUCCCUCUUGCCUUGCCUCCUUCUCCUCUUCUUCUCUCCUGUGCAGUGCCCAGGCCUUACAGACCAUGUUCCAACUGAUGACUCCCAAGCAGAUGUUUGAGCACUUCCGCGGCUAUGAUGAUGUUUCUCGCAUCAACUGGAAUGAAGAGAAGGCUGCGGCUAUACUGGAAGCCUGGCAAAGGAGAUACUCUGAGGUAAGAUACUCACAAAUAGCCUUGAAAAAGAGAAAGAGAGAGAGAGAGAAAAGGGGGUAAGGAAGGAGCAGGGAGAAAAGAAAUCUACCCUAAAUCCUCUACAACCACAUUGUAAAUCACUAGCCGGAUACAGGUGAACAUGAAAAGGCCCCAUCCAAAGCCAGGGCCCCUGAUAGAUCCUGGAACCACUGUUGGUGUGUGGUAAAGGGCUAAAGCUUCCCUCUCUCUGCUCAAGUAGAGAGAAGCAUCAGGGUGAGCAAGUCUGGAAUACAUUAAGGGAUUGCUGGAUGUCUCUCUCUCUCUCUUUCUCUCUUUAACUCAUGCACAAACGCACACACAUGCGGACACACGCAAAAGUUCACACACAAUCUCUUUCCCAGCUGUGGCCCCAUUGGUGGCUCAUGUGUGACAUCAUCUGGUCUUUGUUUUGGGGGGCCCCAACCUCUGUUCGCCAUGGCGUGACCUUAUGUGUGUGUGCGUGCAAGUGUGUGGAUGUAUACAAGUGCGUGUGUAUGCCCAUUCAUCUUGAGGCCCAGUGAUCGCAGAUGGAAAAGAGGUGUGAUCGUCCGCCGGGAUGAAGUGUUUGUGUCUUUAAGUUCGAAAAAGCAGAAGAAGCCAAAUGUUGCACUGUCUCAAUGUGCAUAUUUAUGUGUGUUUUAAGGACUGUGUGCAUGAAUAGUAAAUGCAUGCAUACUGGUAUGUGUCUGACACAUGUGUGAAUCCACACGUGGGUGCGAGAGUGUGUGUGUGAUCUAGUGAGUGCUUCCUAAUGUGUGUCAGCCAACAUUACUCCCCACUGAGUAGUAACUGCUGUACAAUGUUGAAGCCAUCUGUCUGCUGGAGAUAGUGAGAGAGGGAGAAGAUGGGUCCGGGUACUGUCUGCAGAUUCUCCAGAUUACCUCCUACAGCAGAGGCAGUGCCCUUGAUUUAGGCCUCUGACUGGUCUUUGUUUUUUUUCUUGUAUUUUAUACAAAGAGCUUCACUUUGUGAUUCAGCAAAGAGGUCAAAAACAAACUGUGAGCACAUGGCUUUCACUUCCCUCACCUUUAAUGUACUCACUAAAAACUACUACUUCUUAUCAAUCUUUUCAACUUCAACUUUCAACUUUAUUUCAUUUAUAUGGCACUUUUCCUACAAAGCUGUAACACAAAGUGCCUUACAAAACAUAAAAAGAAAAUGAAACAUUAAAAUCUCCAAGAAAACCCCAAACCUCCCACCCGCACAAUUAUACCCACACACACACCCGUGAACAUAGACAUACAUUUCCAGACACACAACUUCACAUACACACGCACCUACACAGUUAGCAGCUGAUGGUGAGGAGACAUGACUGGGCACUGAGAUCUGAGGUGAGGUAGACGCUACCUUUGGGGGCCACGUCGACCACGUUCUUCUUUUUUAAUUCUGUAUGUUGAUUUGCCCUCCUUUUUUUUGUGCUUCAUUUAAUCGACCUGUAUCUGCCUUUUUCUAGGCGGUCUUACAGAGUGUGGCAGCGAACUCCUCCCAGAAGGUUUUGUCAUUCACCACCACCACUCUGGAGGACAUCCUUAAGUCUUUUUCUGACGUCAGCGUCAUCCGUGUGGCCAGUGGAUACCUGCUGAUGGUGAGAACCGAGACCAGAUAUAAAACUUAGUUGAAUGUUUUGAUCUCACUUUGUUCUUGGAAAAUGCAUUUUUAAACAGUUCUUAAUGGCUAAUAAAAAACAGAAAUGUUAUGCCUAUCAAGAUUGAUUUACAUAUGCAGUAGGUUGGUUAAUAAAUGGACAUAUUUGUUUUUGCUGUGUGUGUCCAGCUGGCCUAUGCAUGUCUCACCAUGCUGCGGUGGGACUGUGCCAAGUCUCAGGGGGCUGUGGGGCUGGCGGGUGUCCUGCUGGUGACGCUCUCUGUGGCUGCUGGUCUGGGCCUCUGCUCUCUACUGGGCAUCUCCUUCAAUGCUGCCACCACACAGGUACCUCACGCACACACACACACACACACACACACCACUGAACAGCCAAUCAGGACUUUUUUUUAUUGGGUCGGAUCAAGAUGGGCUGAUAAACACUGUAUAUUUAAAAGACAAUUUAGGAUAAGACUGUAUGUUACAAGUUUCCCACUGAGCAGAAGACGGCUCUUAAACAUCCAGUUUUUUUUAGACCUAAUUUCAACCGUCUAGUUUCUGAAUAUUUUUAGACAGAAUUUAGACGUUGCACUUUAACCCAUUAUUCGAUAAGUAUUGAUUUCAAAAAGCAACUGUGAGUUGCACAACUGAUCUCCAAGUACUUAACCAAAAUAAUUAUGAUAGCCUUUAUAUCUUUACUACAGUGUAGUGCAGAUACAGCUCAGAUUUAGAUUUAGUCUAAACCUGGUCCAAAUUUAGACAUCUAUAAAACUUCUACAUUUUUAGACCUGUGGUAGCCUGAUUUUAGACCAGUCAUCUAGGCUACAUUUAGACAUCUAUUAGACCAAAAAAUGCUCAGUGGGUUAUUUUAUUCAUGCAAACAAAGACUCAAUUCAUGAAUCUGCUUUUUUUCCUCAAAAUUUUAGGUUGUUUUUUUUAAACACUUUAUUCCUGAGAAACAUAAGAAACACAUUUAGAUCUUACAUUUGUCAUUUUUACCUUUGACAUCCACUGAAUGUGCAGUUAAACUAAGUAUUGACACAUGUGACGCCUUGCACUUUCUAUCACAAAUAAAAUCAAAAUGAGUUUCAUGAAGGAGAAGAAAACUGCAAACCAAACCAUUACAUGCUUAACAUCCAAACUUCUAAAUAGGUUGUACUCGCUGCACUGGUUGAAUAGGUGUGUUUUCAACAGGUGCUUCCUUUCUUGGCUCUGGGAGUUGGAGUGGAUGACGUCUUCCUCCUGGCUCAUGCCUUCAGUGAGACUGGACAGAACAAGAGGAUCCCGUUCGAGGUGAGGCGAACAUCCCUGAUCGUGCUGUUCUUUCUCCUCUGCCCUCUUAUCUGCUUCAUGGAGGAAUGUGUGAAAGCCUGUCUGUGCCUGUGAGGUAGCAUCAAACAAGCUGUGUGCCACACACUCAGCACGCUUAUCUAAGCCGCUCUCCGUAUUAAACUUAUUUCUCUUGGAAAAACAGCAGCUUUUGAGACUAUCCCGUCAUGUAUAUGAAGUAUUUUUCAUUUGUCUUGCUUUAUUUUUUUAUGGAUUUGAUUAUUUUUAGUCAGAAUUAAGUUAGAGAGUUACUUGAUUGCAAGACCCUAUGAUUUAUUUUCCCUUUCGAAAGUAGCUUGAGACGCAGAAUUCAACACAAAUUCAAUCAACAACUUGAAACUAAAAUCUAGAAAAGUUCAGAUAAAGUAAAUGUUUCUUCAACCUCUCAUGGGUUUGUAUGUGUGUGUGUUUUUGUGAGUGGGAUAACUUUUCACCUCCAGACGGGGAAAACACAGGCAUGUAUUUGCUUGUUGUUGUUUUCCCCCCCUGCUCCCCUCCUCUUGUCUCUAUGUCUAUGCCUCCCUUAUCCCCCAGCUUCCUUUGUGUGGCUGAGAUGAAAACUAAACAGAGCUGAACCUGAUCUCUCCUGUCCAACACACACGCACGCACACAGACGCACACACUCGGAGAUGCACACGCCUGCAAACACUCCCUGUGUGGUCCUGCACGUCCUCGAAUGUUCUCACAAGUGCCGCCAAACCUCCGAGCAAUGUGUGCAUGCUUAUCUGUGCUCUGCAGUCAUAAUUUCACCGAAAAGGCAUUUAUUUUGAAGGGCAUGGCGUCAUUAUUUCUUUAUUUCUUUCUACUUUUACCCUCAAUGUUUGCACAGAAAGUAGACAGGUGCAGCUGGAUUAUCCGAGAGCACUUCAGCGCUUCAAGAAACAUUGCAAUCAGUGUCACUCAUAUUGGUAUUAGGAUAAUUGUACAUCAUUUCAAGUAUUACAUGUUUGCCUUACGGCUAAAGUCUGAUCAAAAGGGUCGAGUUUCACAGCUUUUCUUUUCAUCUCUCUCUCUCUCUCUCUGUUUUUUCUCUCUCUCUGUCAGGACCGUACAGGCGAGUGUCUGAAGAGAACAGGGGCCAGCGUGGCUCUUACCUCCAUCAGCAACGUCACAGCAUUCUUCAUGGCAGCCCUCAUCCCCAUCCCAGCACUCAGAGCCUUUUCUCUACAGGUACGCCCAGUAGAAAGAGAGGAGUGUAUGUAUGUGUGUAAGUGUGUGUGUGUGUGUGUGUAAGUGUGUGUGUGAGGGAGCUCAAUCGUGUGGGGCCUCUCUUCCUUAGUAAUGGUCCUCUUCCACUCCUCAUUGGCUCCAGAUUUCUCCCGACUGUUGUUUUAUUGAUUUCAUUCAUCAAACUGAAAGUGUGUGUGAUUUUGUGUGUGUGUGUGUGUUAGGAGCAGUGUGUGUUUUGUUAAAUCCAUCCAGCCCUCUCCCUCUCCCUCCCUCCCUCCCUCCCUCUUUGAGGCUGUUUAGUGGUGGGCCCGGUGUCUGUCCAGAUUGUGGCCGAGGUCUAUGUAACUGAAUCCCUCUGCAUGUGUAUGUGUGCUUGUGUUUGUGUGUGUGUGUGUGUGUGUGCCUAUGUGUGUAUACGAGCAUAGAAAGUUGCAGUAUCUGUGUGGGAGGUUUAAAAAGCAAUGGUCUAGCUGUUUGCGUGCGUGUGUCUGAAUCUCUGUGUGUAUGCUUGUGUCUGAAUGGGUGUGUGUGUGUGUGUGUGUGUGUGUGUGUGUGUGUGUGUGUGUGUUAAGGUUGGGGGAUCUAGAGGGGAGCUCUGACUUCUCUAACAUCUGUCAGUAAUUAUAGACGUCACCAGAACAGUGAAAACUGGGACAGAAAGAGACGUCUGUCAGUCGCACAAAAAGCCUCCAAUGAGCAUGGGAUUGUUAAUCAGAGAGGUCCUUGCUCAAUCAGAGUGAAGAAAAACUGUGUUCAGGGGAGAAGGAGUUAUCAGAUAAAACCAGCUGAAUAAGACAUAAAUAUAAGAUACAAGUAUUUUGUCUGAAGUGUGAUUGGUUAGUACUGUUUACUCAAUUUAAACUCUACUUUUAUUAUUUCUUGAGCAUAAAUUUACAAACCACACCUUUAUAACUUCAUGUGGUACAAGUUAGAAUACUGUUCUCACUGUACUGACACCCAAAUGUCUGUAGUAGAACAUAUAUGCAACUCAUAUCAUAAGUGACUUUUGGAUGGUGACUAUAAUUGAUUUUACUUUUGGUAUGGCUACUAUAAAAGCGUAGACUUAUUUUAUGUAACCAACUAACGCUCCCUUACAUAUAUUUAUUGCUAACAAACAAAUUUUCUAACUCACCACAGGUAUUAUCAGAAAAAAAAAACACACUCUGGGUCGCAGCUUUAACUUGGCACAGACGCAAAUUUACUACAGCUGCACGUUUUUGUUAUCCUCGCAAAGGUCUGCUGCGUCUCUGAGCAACUCUCGGACGAAUAUGUGUUCAGUAGCAUCAGAAUUUUAUAUUCUACUAAAAAUAACUGGGGUUACGAUGGCUUAAACGACCCCUGACAGAAAGUGUGGGGGGUAAGUGUAGGGAUAUGUCUGCAAAGAUGUCAUUAGCAGGUGAAAUCUUGGAAAAGGGUUGUCCACAAAGCGAUUUUAUAAGGAUUUGAUCGUCACUUGUCGAAUUUGUGUGGCUCUAAAUCUUUGUUCUGAUAACGUUUUUGUGUCGUUUGUGUACCACUGCCAACUGACAAAGUACAUUUAGGACAAGAGUUACAAACCCAAUAAUGACUUACCCAAGUGUGUCAGUAUUUGCAGCGAAUUAAAGGCUAGAAAGUUCUGUGUUGACUAGUGUAGUAGGAACCUCCUUUCUCUUACGUGGUCUCUCUUUGGCUCUCUCUCUCUCACACACGCACACACACAGACACACACACACACACACACACAGUAAGGUAAGAUGUCGCCAUAUUGAGUACAAUAUUAGCAUGUGUGGAUGGAUGGCUUUAGUACAGCGAGUCUGUCAAACAUGAUCCAUUUACCCCAUGGGUCUAAUCCAUGCAGCCUCGUUUUAUACACACACAUACACACACUUUGAGACUGACACACAUAAAUGCAGAAAACACACACAUGCGCGCAUAGCAUGCAUACUUUAUACUUGUGGUUUUGUGACUGGUGGAGGGCAGACUCUCAGUGCGGCAGACAUUCAUGCUGAUACCCAUCUUUUAUUAUGGAACACACACACACACACACACAACCGCAGUGGGUGUUACUCAUGCAUGCAGAGAUGUGUGUUAGUACGUAAGUGUGAGUCUCUUUAUCAACAUUAAGUGCUUCCUGUGAAUGACCCCUCCUUGGAUUCAUCUCUCCCUCUCUCUCUUGCUCUCUUUUUUUCCUCAUUUACUUCCUUCCAUCAGUUUGAACCGAAAGAAAAUAGGAAUGCAUCCAGAUAACAACACAGGAACACACACAUUCAUGCGCCGAGGACAGAUGUGAUGAUAAAUCUUCCCACUCUGGGGUCAACUAGCGGUCGCUCUGUGUGUCUGUGUGAGUGUGAAGUCUCGGUGUAUCUGUCUGAAUCUUACUGAGCCAAUUGAGAAUUAAUUGUUCUCUACAUUCAGAAGUUUCUUCUUUUAACUUUUGUCUCUUUUCCUCUGUUAUUGACUGACUGGUGUGCUGAGGAAUGAGGGAGGGCGAGGAUGUGCGAGUCUGUGUGUGUGUGUGCGUCUGGUUGGUGUUAAGGUGUGGUUUAAGUAGAAGGUUGUACAGGUUUUUAAGUUGCCAGAAGAUACAUGUGUGUAUGUGCAUAUUUUCUGGUGUGUAAGGGGUGUGUGUUGUCUGUACAGCCGCAGCGCCUGCUCAUCACCUCAGGCCCCGUGGGCCUCUAGCUCCUUGGGUGGUCUGGCACACACAUGAGAUUGUGCGUUUGUGUGUGGCUGUGUGUGCGUAUAUGCAAGAGUGUGUAGUGGUCUGGCAACUACGCAAGAUCCAGAUUGUACUCUGGGCAGGGCCCCAACCUAACCCCAACCCCCACCCUCUGCUCCAGUGCACCACCUUCAAAUACUUAACCACAACGCUGUACUGGCUUCUAUUACACACACACACACACACACACAUAUCUGUUACUUUCUGUCUGCACACUUAGUGUUUUGGAUGUGGAAGAAAUUGAAAAAGUGUUGAAAAGUUUUUGUAUCUUGAUGAAGGCUUUUAAAUCGCUGUUAUUUUAAGAUAUGCCGUAGACCUCCCAGUGUUCCCGGGACCAGAGAACAUCCCCACAGUCAUUGCAUUUAGUUCCUUUUUUGCAGGUCUUCUCCUAAAAUGUUUCCACAACAUUUUGUACUUUUUCAUUUACAGUUUCAUCAUGUAUUCGGCUGGCUCAAAAAAAGUCAAAAUCCAUUUUCUUUAAGAGAAAAAAAAGGUUUUCCCGUAUAUAAGAUCUUUUUCAUCAUGUUUCUGUCAGGCUGCAGUGGUGGUGGUGUUCAACUUUGCCAUGGUGCUGCUCAUCUUCCCCGCCAUCCUCAGCAUGGACCUCUACAGACGAGAAGACAGGCGGUUUGACAUUUUCUGCUGUUUCUACAGGUGUGCGCACACACACGCAGACAUCACACACAGACAUGACUUUAUUUCCGAUGAAAGUGCUCACUUCUUUUUUGACUCUUCCUUUCAUGUUUCCCUCUGAUGUCUGAUCUGACGAUGAAAAACUCUGACACACAGUUAUCUCAAAGGCAUCUUCACUCUAAUCCCCCCUCAGUCAAAACCUAAUUACUGAUUACACUCAGACUGGCUGCUUGUUAUGUUUUUGACUGUUUCGUCUGUUUAUCUGUGACAGUCUUUAUUAAAGUCUGCCAGUCUGUCUGCUGGUCUGGGCAUGCUUUUUGGCACAGCCAUCAUGCAGAUGUUCAUAUACACUAUUAAAUUCCCUUGUCAUGCCUCAGCUCCAUAUUUCAUGCAUUUUGCAGAGAGAUGGAAAAAAACACACAAACACAGAACAGACAAAGAAAACUGAUUUAAUACAGAUUCCAGAAGAAUUUCUACCUUUUUAUGCAGAGAUUUUUGUCAAAUUUUAUAACCAUGACAGUUUCAGUGUCAGUGAUAAAUACCUAGUUGUCUAACUCUGCCCUCCCUGUGUUUAUCUCUUCAGUCCAUGUGCCAAUCGCGUCAUCCAGAUCGAGCCCCAUGCCUACCUGGAUGGCGUGGACGGCAGCCGCUACAGCCCUCCCCCUUCUUACCGCACUCCCCCUCCUUCAUAUCGCACACCUCCCCCCAGCUACAGCAGCCCCCCUCCCUCAUACAGCAGCCACGGCUUUGCCCAGCAGACCCAAAUCACCAUGCAGUCCACAGUGCAGCUCAGGACCGAGUAUGACCCCCGCACUCAGGCCUUCUACACCACAGCCGAGCCGCGAUCCCAGAUCUCCGUGCAGCCCAUCAACCCUGCCCCCGCUAGGAGUAACCCUAACAACGACUACUACAGCAGCAACGCAGGUGGCAGCAGGAGCAGCAGCAGCAGCAACAACGGCAAUCUCAAUAACAACAACAGUGGGAGUAGAGGCAAUGGGGGGUCUCGAAGUUCGGACGCUUUCUCCCAUCAUAAUCCCGCACCUCCCCCUGCUGCCCCAAGUGCUAGCUCAGCUCCUCAGGGUGACACAGCUUCAUCUACUGGACAAAUCCCAGAGAAUAACAGCUCCACACGGGACCUUUUGUCCCAGUUUGGGGAAGGAUCACAGGGCCUGCGCUGCCUUGAGCCUCCCUGUUCACGCUGGACUCUAGCUUCUUUCGCUGAGAGACAUUAUGCUCCAUUCCUGCUACAACCCACCACCAAGGUGAGUUUGGCACAACAGAGAUAUCCCUGAACAUACAUUUGCAGAUAAUUGAAGCACCUUUCACUUAUAGUGGGAGAUAGUCCAUCUUGUUUUGAUUACUUACAAGUGCAUGCAGGAGGAAGAGAAGAAGGAGGAGUUACGUCUAGGAAUGGUGAUUGUUACUGAGUUGAUGUCACUACAACAAAUAUGGGGGAUCUUUCCUGCUGCAAAAACACAACAUACUUACAGCUGAAGUAUCAGAUAGCCCAUCUCUGUUCACACAUCAGCUCACCCUGGCUUUAGGAGGCUGUGUCCCUGUUUUUGUUCGCUCGUGUAGCCUACUCGAAUGAAGUCAGGUGUUAUGUGCUUGUGUGUGCUGAGUCACCGGGGUGAUAAUUUGAAAGCGAAGGGUUAGUCACCAAAGUGAACAGUAGUAGAAGGAAAAUCUGGGUUGGAGGUUGUGGUCGUGUCUUAUCUGAGUCACACAGACACACACACAGUCUGACCUCAGUCUACUGGGUGGCCUGUCUUCCAAUAAAAUCUCUGAAAUCAUCUUGUGGCAUGUACUUGAUAUCAUCAGGAACUCUUUUUACACACUGUCAAAUGUUGCUCCAAAACACCAGAUUGCCUCAUGUUCUUCAUUGAUGCCUUAAUCCAAUGCAUGCCUAAUGACUAACAGUGAAAUCCUGGUUUAUAACAACCUGCGUCUCAUGGUCUUAAUUUCGUUCUAUUCCUCAAAUUUGCAACAACAAAAGUCCGAUGUUAAAGUUACAUAAGAGUUAAGUCAUGAGGCUGUUUGUGUUUCUAGUCACAGUUUCAGGUAUAUUUUAGGGCAGCAGGAAAUCAUGUUUUGAUACAGAAUCUAGUCUUUAACCAGUGCAUCUAUGAGUGGAGGACAUCUGCUCUACCAACAGAGCUAAACCGACGCUCCCUGUUUGGCAGUAAUCAGUGCUGGCUGGAACUUCUCUGCUGUCUCUAUGUGCAGUGAAUUGAUUGAUGAAUUCCUAUCUCUGCUCUCCAGGUGGUUGUGAUUGUGCUCUUCCUCUGCCUGCUGGGAGUCAGUUUAUACGGGACCACCCAGGUGAGGGAUGGUCUAGAGUUGACGGACAUUGUGCCCAGAGAAACCAGUGAGUACGACUUCAUCGGCGCCCAGUUUAAGUUCUUCUCCUUCUACAACAUGUACGUGGUGACACAGAGGGCAGAUUACGCCCAGAACCAACCUCUGCUGCACCAGCUCCACCAGAGAUUCAACACUGUGCGCUACGUGCUGAAGGAGGACAACGGACAGCUGCCCCGCAUGUGGCUGGACUACUUCAGGGAGUGGCUUCAGGGUAAAAUCAAACCCCAUCUAUAAUCAAUCACUCAGACCAGACUUAAACAUGUCUGGGUCGUUUUUCAUUUACAAUAAAAAGGGUUCAGAGUCAGUGUGAGAUCCCUGAAUGUUGUCCUUAUGCUGUCAUAAAUAAUGUUGAUAUUCAUUCUUCAACAUCUUAAAUAGUUAAAGCAUGGAAUUAAUUUACUUUUUAUAAAAUACUUUAGGGAUUAUAUUUUUCUUGAACGUUUUGACAUGAAUUUGGGGAAACAAGACAUUUGGCAGGUGUUCAGAAUAGUACUUUUCAAAAUGUCCGUCAACAGUAGUCUGAUUAAAAUCACUUGUGCAUGAGAAAAGGAAGGAGGAUGAUGAAGGAGGACAAAGUGGUCAUCCCAGUCAGAUAGGUUUUGUACAGUAUGCUUGAACCCUUGGCAGAAGGUGAUUAUGUUUUCAUUGCCAAAUUUCCAGAUUUGUACUUUUUUUAAAACACAACUGGAAAAUCUGUAAUAUUUAGCUCAUAAAAAGCCCAGCCCCAGCCCUUAAAUCACGCUACUUUUAGUUCUAUUCAAUUUUAGUAGCAGGAUUCACUCUGAGAUGCGUAGUCAUUUGCACAACCAGCAAUGACAGCUAACAAGAUUUAUGAUAUGCUAAUAAUUCAAUAAAAACAGGGUCAUUUUCAGUGAGAAAAGCACACACGCUUAUAUGCCUUUAAUGAUAAAAGACAGUGUUUGAGCAGUCUGGGAACCACACAGAGAGGGUGUGCGUGUGCGAGUGAGAGAGGGAGGGAGAAAACUGUGUCUGAUAUUGCUCUUUGCAAUGGUGGGACAAAUUGGAGCCAGACAGGCCAAGGAACGAGACCCAAAACAACAUCUCCCACAGACGGACCACAGCGUGGGCCAUGGGGGGGAGCUGAGGAGGGGGGGAGCAUGAUUCACAUAUGGAUUAGAGAGUUGUAUAGAAAAAGGAGACACAUGUUACUGAUAUAUUCCCUAAUGAUCACUUAGGAUGAAAAGCAGCAGAUUUUUCCUGCGUUUGAAGUCUUGUUUGGAGGUUGAAAAUGUAAAAGAGUUAUGCUGUUAAAUCAGUCAGGCUUAUUACAAGGUUAGGUUAAGGUUGCAGUUUUGCACAGUGCUGUCUUUUACUGCUGUAUUGUUCGGUGUUGUUUUUACUUGUAAACAAAACCUCUUUAAGUGAGAUGUGGAGGAAGAAUGAAGAUAACAGGGCAUGAAACCUUUAAAAGUACUCACAUCCAACUAAUCUUUCUUGUUGUGGUUUCCUGCAGGUCUCCAGCAGGCGUUCGACAAAGACUGGGAGGCCGGCCGCAUCACCCUUAACAGCUAUCGGAACGGCUCCGAUGACGGCGUCUUGGCGUACAAACUUUUGGUGCAGACAGGACGCAGAGAAAAGCCCAUUAACUUCAACCUGGUAUGUUUUUCAGGAAUGAAGCCGACCUGGGCUUCAUUAAAGACUGUCUUUAUUUAUUUGUCUUUAUUUCUCAAUUUCUCCCAGUUACCGUCUUCAUCUUUUCCCUGUGAUGACUUUACCGAGCCCAGGAAUUUAAAGCUCUCACUGGGGCUGCACACAACCUCUGAAAAACCUAUUAACUCUUCAUUUAAAACAUUUGUCCCACUUGGUUAGUCUGCUUGUGUGUGAUGUGUAUGAAUGCUGAACUCGGAGACAAAGAUGUCUCCCCCUUAGCCUUUCAGUUUGGCUCUCUGUCACUAAUUCGUGACACUGUUUGAUGAAUGAAACCGCAAAACUGAACCAAAGUCACAUUAAUAGACAGAUAUGACUCAAUGUUUUGACACUUAAUCACAUUAACUAAUGAUGAAUUAAACUUCUAAUUUGUGUUGGCAAAACAAAAAAAGUCAAGUGGAGCUGAUGACAUUGCACCUCUGAAGUAAAAUGAGUACACAAAGUAGAUAUCUGAGUCUCAUUUGGAACAGGUCUUGCAUUCGUUGUUUAUCUGAAGGCGUGUUUGACAUCCUGAAUAUGACACUAGCAAAUCUGUUAAGGUCUAAAAAGUAGGUCCAGGAACAAAAAAGAUAAAAUCGAGUUUUUCUGCAGAAAUAUGCAGGUUUGUGUUGAGUACGUGUGCCCAGCUUUAAUAAGGCAUUCCUCUUUUUUUUUUCUUACUACCCUCCAUAAAAAAACAACAAUCUAAAUGCAUAGUUGUACAUUUUGGCAGGAAAAGCAAAAACAGAAGAUAAGAGACUGGAGAAAUAUAAAAACAAAAUUCCAGGCUAGAAUUUCUGUAAACCAAAAACACUACAGUGAUUAUUUUUCCUGAGAUAAUUAACUUUGACAGCGUCGCUAAAUCUUUGUUUAUUCAGUCUUCAAGAAGUACACGUAUGUAAAACUUCCUUUUUUUCUUGAAGCCGUUACAUUCCCAUCAAAACCUCAUACCACUCUGCCUAUCCUCUCAACUAGCUCGCAGGAAGCAGAGGUAAGCCUGGUGUGCGGCCUCAUGACAUCACUUCCUGUGCCUGUGAGGGAAGUGUAUUUGCCGUGAGGCGUGGGGGCCGCCAGCAGAGCUGCCUGGGCUUCCCGUGACAGCUUGAAGACAUACAGUUGUUGCGUAUCCCGCUGUUAAAUUCAAUCCAGAUCCUCUGGAAUCCGGCUCUCUUUCUUGCCCCCUCUCUCAUGCUCACACUACCACUCUGGCUCUCUCUCUCUCUCUCUCACUCUCGCUCUCUCUCUCUGUCUCCUCCUACCUCUCCCUUCCCUCCCUCUGUGCUCCACUGCUGUGUCCCCUUUCAAUGAGGGGAGCUCAAACACGUGGUUUCUUUGAGGCUGCUCUGUGUGGUGUGUGCAUUUGUAUGUUUUGAGUGUGUGUUCUGCAUUUGUCUGUUGUGCGUGCAUUUCUAGCAGUAGCUGUUUUUUUUUUUGUGUGCCUCAAAAUGAGGACCAGAUCUUUUUCCAACCCUGGCAAAUUGCAGAGCUAGAUGUUUUAUUUUGAUAUGCCACUUCAUGGAUCUGUGCAGAGGUGUGCUGCCUUUGAUCUGUUGCUGUUAACAUUUCUCUCCGUGCAGGGCGACCAUUCGUUCCUUAUGGGCUGCCAGGGAGUCAUAUGGAAGCUGGCUAUCUGUGUGUGUGUGUGUGUGUGUGUGUGUGUGUGUGUGUGUGUGUGUGUGUGUGUGUGUGUGUGUUUGUUAUAUGUGUGUGUUUAGUGGUUGAAAACGGCUGAAAAGAAAGAUUAAGCUUUGGAGAGCUGUGAGAAGUUGGAGGACGACUGUUGGAAAGUGCGAUGGAGGGUCAUGCUUAUUCUAUCAAGGGCUCUUUUCUGAUGAGGGGCAGGGUCAGCUUGUGGCGCCAGGCAUUCUCGGUACCCAUAGGGGUCAGGAGAAGCAAGUGUGAGCAACAUUUGUACAGAUGUUGUGUUAUUUUUAUAGCUCUACUCCAUUUGCUGGGUGGCAUUUCCUUCAGUGUUAACAACCAGGUUAACUGCACACAGACGCGCUGAGGGACUCCAGCCAAUUUUUUUAUUGUUACGCUAACUCAAGCAAUUUUUUUUCUCCCCAACCCCCCAUCACAAAAACCCCCCUUAACCUUUUCUUCAUCCACCUAACCCCUUGAGUCCAGCUUCACCUCCAAAACUCUCCCAGCCUCCAUGAAGGAGGGAUUUAUGGUUCCUAGAAGGGAAACUGGCAGAGGGGUGCGCCAUAAUGGUUUUACCCCUCUGGAGGUAGCAUUGCUGGGCUACACUCCUCUGUUUCCACAUGGAAGGAAAUUGGUCAUAUUUGGAUAUUUGGUCAUGAAGUGGAAAAUUAGCAAACUAAGAUUUUGAUCCGAUAGUGGAUUUAGUUUGCAAGAGGUGAAACAAUCAUCGAAGAUAUGACAGACCAACCUACCGGCUGGCCACUGUCAUCCCUGUUGAUGUUCAGCUUUCCUGGCUAAUAAAAUCCCAAAGUUUUACCAUUUACUGAUUUAUUUUCACAGCUUUCAAAUAAAGUUAAGAAAACAUCUCAAAGCAUAAGCCAAUAAGUAACAGAAAAUUCCCCAAACUGACAGAUUGUCUCAUACAAAAAUGAUCAGUAGGUGUAUUUUAACGUCUCCCAUUAUGAGCAUUAAGAGGGCUCAGCUCAGAUCCACAGCAGCUGCUUCUGGACACAGAAUAGCAGUGGGUAUUCAGGUCGGUCAGGACUUUGGGCUUGAGGUUGGCCAGCCAGUAUCUGCUGUAUGUAAAGGGAGACGCUGAUUCAUCAUUCUCCAUGUUUUAAUGUGGCAUGAUGAUUCUGGGAAGCUACAAAGAGAAGUAACGGGAAUUUACAGAAAGACGACCAGUGUUUUACUUGUUGAUUUUCCUUUGGUCGGAAAGAGAGAGAGGGACUGCUAAUAUUUGACUCUUAUUUUAAAAGCUGCUCCGUUCUCAUGCACUCAUGCAUGUGUAUAAAUAAGCAUGUCUGUGGUUAGCUCACCUGUAGAAUGUUUUAGUUAAACACGUCCCAUUUCCACAAUAUCUUUUUAGAGUCCAAAAUAUACUGAACAGCCACAUUAUGGUUUCCUCUGCAAGCUCCAACUGAUUUUUUGAGCUUCAUUACCAUUUUUCCGUUUGCUAAUUAUUCCAUUUUCAAAUUUUGAAUUUUGCUCAGCCGCAUAAAAAUGUGUCUCUCCUUUUCAUUCCCUUUUUUUCGUGUAUUUGUUUGAAGAUUAUGUUUUAAUGGAAAAGAACAGAAAGGAACAUUACUUGUUUGAAUGAUCUAUAAUGGCUCCAUUAUUAACUCGUCUCUCUUCUUUACUCUGUAGCUCACUCGCCAGAGGCUUGUGGACGCAGAUGGAAUCAUCAACCCCGGUGCUUUCUACAUCUACUUAACCGCCUGGGUCAGCAAUGAUCCUGUGGCCUACGCCGCCUCACAGGCCAACAUCCGCCCACACCCUCCUGAGUGGCUUCAUGACCGGACCGACUCCAUGCCCGAGACACGCCUCAGCAGUAAGUCAGCGUGCUGUACUUCCAAAAGGAACACUUAAAUUAAAAGACACAUGUUUCAGAGUGCAAUGGGAGGAAGUUUGGACUUGAGACAGAGUAGGAAAUCUAAACUAUCAUGUUGUUUGUUCCAAAAAGUGAAGCUAAUUCAUAGUUUGUUGAAGUUUAUACCUGUUACGUGUUCCACAUUUGAACAAAUUACAUUUACUUACUGAAGUUUCUGCUGAAAUCUUUAGCCGGAAUUUUGCGGGGCUCGCUGGCUCGGGCUUCCAUAAGGCAGCUGCUACAUGUGAGCAGUGUUUACCUCUUGUGGUUUGAGUUAUUGCUCCUUGUCUGCCUCUUAGCUUUAAGUGAGGUUGUAGACUUUACUGUACCACAGUGGUGUGCGCAUGUUUGUGUGUGUGUGUGUGUGUGUGUGAGCUCAGGUUGCAAGGCUGAUGACCAAGACACAGCUCACUGUGGUUCUCCUAAUGGUGCCUGUGGUGAAUGCUAUAAUCCUGGCUACCAUGGGGCCUAGUAAUACACACAUAUGUACACACACACUCACAUUAUUAAAAUCCACUGACCCCAAACACUACACACACCCUGUUCUCAUUUCCCCACCACACACACAGACUGUAACUCACAUAAAAAAGUACAGUCAUCUUGUUGUUCGAUUCCGGCCUGUGAUUUGGUACAAGUCAGGAAGUGCUCCACAGGGGAGGAAAAUGAUUGGAUAACGAGAGGAGACUGGGGUUGGAUAGGAAGCACAAUUGGAUAACAAGCAGGAAGUCCUUUUGGGGGCGGGGGGGUAUGAUUGGAUAAGCAGCGUGAAGCACUUGGCUGUGUGGGAGCCCCCCAGAGCAGAUCUGUGUUGGCUGGGAGCCAAGUUGUGUUCUUAUGGAAAUUUAUAGUAGAGAUUAUAAUGAGCCAAACCAUGUUAGCAAGUGCUCCUGUCUGACCCUGCAAGGACGGUGUAAAUACACACUCUUACACCAUGACAAGAAAGACCAAAAGCUUGCAUUGAUUUGAUUGAAAAACUUCAAUUCGCUUCGGUAAUGUGCAGGUAAAUACACUGCAAACAAGAAAUCUCAAUGAGAACUGUGUUUUGACAGCACCAAAUAUGACUUCAUAACACCGUGACAGGCAGGUAUGCAUGUUUAUGAAUCUAUAUUAUGCUUUAUGUGGCAGUUGCUAAGUUUAGGGUGUGGUAAUGGCAGUGAUUCUGACAUUGUAAUUACCAUGAAUCAACGUUAGCCCUGACACUCUGCUGAGUCUGGAACUGAUAGGCCCUCAUUAGGCAGGCUGGGCCACAGACUGGCUGGGCCGGAGUCAAUGGAGCUCUGUUUCACACUGCUCCGCUCAACCCUACCACACACACACACACACGCAGACACUCACUCACACGCGCACACGCAGACACUCAUGCACGCUCGGCCACAGAUGUAGCUGCUCUUGGAACAAAGUUGGAUUAGGGAGGUGAAGCUUUGAUAUGGGUGGUUUGGCUGAAGUGGUUAAAAUGACUUCUGCAGAUACACUAAAUGAUCAGAACCUAAUGUUAGUUAAUAAGAACAGACAAAUAUCAUCUGCAGAUGUCAUUGUUGCCUUUGUUGAUUUUUCUUAUGAACUCUAUAAUGCUCCUCAUGAUCAGUUCCAAUGAGUUGAAGAUGUGUCUUCUUGUGUUUCCAAAGCCUCAAGCGCAAAACAUCCACCUACCUCAGCAUGUUCUCCAUAAAAAACAAAGUGGCUAUUACAGUUAAAUCAAAACAAGUUUUAUCCCGUUUUCAAUUCUUGACCAUCUCUUAUUGUCUCUUCUUCCAGUCCCAGCAGCUGAGCCCAUCGAAUACGCACAGUUCCCCUUCUACCUCAACGGGCUCCGGGAGACGCCGCAGUUUGUGGAGGCCAUCGAGAGUGUGCGGGCAAUCUGCAGCAACUACAGUCGACACGGCUUGCCCUCCUACCCCAACGGCUACCCUUUCCUUUUUUGGGAGCAGUAUGUCAGUCUGCGCCACUGGCUCUUGUUGUCCAUCAGUGUUGUGCUGGCUUGCACCUUCCUUGUCUGUGCCCUCUUCCUGCUUAACCCAUGGACUGCAGGCAUCAUUGUGAGUAUUAGACAGGAGGACAAGCUCAAUGUUACACAUAUAUGGUGGAGAGAGUCUGGAGAAAGAGAAAGAUAUCCAUUAAAUAAAUCACAGUCUCCACCUAGUUUUAAUAUGCAUUAUAUAAGGGCAGUCCCUCUCUGAAGCAGAGCGAGGCAGAAACAGCAGCAUGCGGUUUGGUUUUUAGUCUCCUCCUUCUUGUCUUGGUUUCUAUGUGUGGUCCAAAAGGCAUUUCAGAGAAGAGGGACUCAGAAAAGAGAGGGGGCUGCUGUGUGUUAUUGUAGCCCCAGUCACCACUGUUUAUCUUAUGCUGUUUUGUCAGGCCCAGUCUGUUUAGUCUAGUCCAACACUCCCAGACACCAAUGCUGAAAUAAAUGGGGAGAGGACACAAAGUUGCCUGGGCAACUUGCUUCCACUCUAAACCUAUAAAAACUUUGAUUUUAUUUCCAUCUCCCACACUUCUCUUCUCUCGCUUCUCUCACCAAGUCCAAGGACACGCACAUUAACGCAAACAGGGGAACACACAGACUCACACUUUGAGAAGAUACGUAUAUGCUUGCGCACAUGCAAUAUGAAUAUGUAAACACACAGGUACAUAAUUCACGCAGAGACUCAUACACAAAGUGCUCUGGUUUUUCUCUCUGGUGGGUUGUAUUUUACGACAGGCAGUGGCCAGGCCACCAGAGCCCUUAAACAGAGGGGGAGGGGAUUCCGUGUGCAUCCUCCAGGCUUUACUAGCAAGAUCAAAAGACAAGUUAUGGAGAGGCGUCAAGUUUAACCAUUUGUUCUGUCCGGGACCAGACCACCGCCAGCCCUAAAAUGUCAAACCUUCAACCCUAACCCUCUCAGACCCUCUCAGUUAUUUGCACUGAAAUCCAUCUUAACCACAAAGACAGACGGAGGCCGAUUUAAACCUCAUGUCUUGUGUUUGGAGUCUGUAAGAUGUUUCAGAUCAACUAGCUAUUUGCUGUUGUUAAGAGAGUGGUCACUUGUAAUAUGUUUAUUGGCUGCAGUACUCUUAGUUGGUAUAAAGUUUGGUCUGCAGGGGAAAACACUUCACAUUAAAACUAAAAUUAGAGUUCUAUGUCACAGGAAUUCUCAAUAAACUUAUUUCAGGAGGAACUUAAGUGAACUAAACUCCUCCUGAAAGCCUGAAUGGGAUUUGAUUUUUUAUCAACACAGACGCCUUAUUGUGAUCAGAUCACCUGAAAUGCAGCAUGAAGGGUUGGAGGAAGUCAGAAAGACAUACCGCACAGCACUCACUACCAUCCCUCUUGAACACAUGCACAUACUCUGUACAUUGUGUAUGAAUACAUGCAGACAGCCCCCUCCUCUGCCCACCUCGGCCCUCUUCAAAGGAUUUGGGCCCCAUGUAACCUGACACCUGUCAGCUGAUAAUGGCAUUUACUCCCAGCUCCUGUCCCACUCUGCUCUGAAACUUUCACACUUGUACACCAAGAGACACAUCUUUUUAACUGUAAUGAUUUUUGUCAUUGGGUUAUGAACAAUCAUUACAAAGAAAGAAAAACAGAAACUGUUUCUGUAUCCGGAAUGAAGUAUUCUUCAAGCCUGAUCCUAACCCUUUCUCUGUCCAGUUCUGAAUCACUCCUCCAAGAAGGUUCAUCAGCUUUCGUGUGUCUAACAGAGUCAACUCUUUGCUCUGCAGGUGUUGGUGCUCUCUCUGAUGACUGUGGAGCUGUUUGGCUUCAUGGGGCUUAUGGGGAUCAAGCUGAGCGCUGUGCCUGUGGUCAUUCUCAUCGCCUCUGUGGGCAUAGGAGUGGAGUUCACCGUCCAUGUUGCCCUGGUACGCACAUAUAACCAUUAAACUAUUAUGAAAAUGUUUCCCCAUUUGCAGCCCUAUGCAAAGUAAAUGAUUGUGAUGUUUUUGGGUGUAUUCUAGGCGUUCCUGACAGCCAUAGGGGAUCGUCAUAAGCGGGCGGUGCUGGCUUUGGAGCACAUGUUUGCUCCGGUGCUGGAUGGAGCCUUUUCUACCUUACUCGGCGUUCUAAUGCUCGCUGGCUCUGAGUUCGACUUUAUCGUCAGGUGAGCACAAAAAUGAAUCUCGCCCGUUUGGUUCACUUUGUAGGCACACAGCAAACAGGUUAAGCUAUGGUGCCUCUGUGGCUUCAGUGGACCGUUGAGACCAUGCCUCAACCUGUAUGUCACACAGGAAUCUACCUGAGACACCAGCCAUGCAUGACAGCUCUUUCUCAUCUUCCACCUUCAUCUCCCUCUCAUAUUCCUUCUCUGUCAGCUACCAGUGGCACACUGGAUUGAUAUAUUUCUUGGGGAAGAAACAGCAUAAACAAGAACUUUUCACUGCCUUGGUGUGGCUCUCGCUGGAUGUUUUAGGGGAGGGAAUUGGAGGAAGGAUGGAAAGUUGAAGGUUAGAAGGAGGUAGUAGAUGGAGGGUGCAAAGUUAGAGAAAGCAAGGGUGGAAAGAGAGCAGGGAAGUCUACUCCUUUUUUGCUGGUUUAACUGCCCUCACAAGACAUUUAUAAGCACAGGAAGGAGUAAGGGGUGGCAGGGCAAGAGGGGCAGUCAUGGAAGGACAGGAAAAGUGGAAAUUAAAGUCGACGUGCUAUUGGGGCACUGCGUUGGUGGCUUCUUUUGAAUGCGCACACUCUUGUAGUGAGUAGUUGCCAUGCGAGGCAGGAAAAUUAAUGCUUCUGUGCGUUCUGGAGCCUUUAGUCUUAUGAGAAGUUUCCAGUGAGCUCAGAGAAAUCAUUUGAAAUGGAUGAGGUGGCUGUAUGGUUAAGUUGACCUGCUCCUUUAAGAAAAGGGAGCACUGAAGUCCAUGUGAUCUGCAAACACACACACACACACACUUUGUCAUGUGCAUAGGUUUGUGCUCAUGCAUGCACACACACACACACUAUCACACAGUCCCCUCCAUAUACGUACCCAUACACACACACACACACACACACACACCAUUCUGCACCCUGACCCUGUAAUCAUGGGGGUCAAUGAUGGCGUGCCUUCCAGUGAGAGAGCACACAGCUACACACUCAGUGAGACACACUCACAAAGACACACACACACACACACACACACAGGGAGGCCUAAAGACCUUCUCUCCUCACCUCCAGUGGUGUGCUCUGGUUUCUGGCUCAGUCCCGGGCCUCCAUUUAAAGGUUCUGCUGUUGUCUGAGCAAACAAAGCUGCAGCCCAAGACGGCGCAAUAACAACAGGCCCGGCUCGUAUUUUUCUGCUUGCGCUGAAAGAAAUGUUUCCCUGACUUUCCCCGUCAGCCCUGUGAAUGUUUUCACUCUAAACAGCCCGGCAGGGUACUUUGCCUGGUAUGUGGGCUCCACGCGUGCAUAUGUGCCUAUAUGUGUGUCCCAGGGUGACGUGGCGUUUACCCCACCUGGUUUGUAUUGACAUGCUCACCACAGCGAUGACACCGUUAUUUCAACCCCAGUUACAGAAACAGUUUUUGAUAAUCUAAUAAAAGUAGAUAAUAGAUGAGAGAAGUUUGGAUGAUAGAUGCUCAAGUGUCUGUGUUGCAUUUGUGUGUCUGUGUGUAUAAUGCUUUGGAAAGUGAGGAUUACUCAUAACAACCUGCAACAGAACUCCCACAGGCUCCUUCUACUGUUUGUCUAGUGUGUGAUUUAUUCUGUUGAUGGUUUUACUAGUUUGUGAAUCAGCCAUGUACGAGGUCAAACAGAAGACUCUGAGCCUGACUGAUAUGUCAGUUUGCUGAUACUAUCAGGCAAAUGCAGAUACAUCAGUGCCAACAUAUUGGAUUCCUAAUACCUUCUGGUUUUUAGGUGAUAUUUUAAAAUAAAGUUAAUUGUUUAAAAGUGCUUUGAGCACCUUUGCUACAUUUGCUAUUUGUUAUUAUUUGUUAUUAUUUAUGUGUUAUUGUUACACAAACACAUAAAAAAAGUUUAUUUUCAUUUCGUCAACACCAAUCACCAUAUUUUCUUUUACAUUGCAAAUCAAUCCCUGGUCAGUACUUUUAGUCCGAAUCUUAGUGUGAUAUGAAGAAUUUACUGUAUGGGUAAUACAUAUACAUCCUUUCCACCAGUUUAACUGAAACACAUAUGAGGGCUGGGCGAUAAACCGAAAAUUUACCGGUACUGAAAUCUACAUCAAUAACCGACCUCAUUUUGCCCAUGUCAAUAUAUUCGAUGUCAAAAAUAAAUAAAUAAAUAAAAGUUGGUUUUGGAUGUGUGUAGGUAGUCUCAUUAAGACACUUUCCUACAUUGGAGAUGUGACUCCACCUCAUCCAGUCUGUAACAAAGAAGCAAAGACAGGUGAGGAGAUGGCGGACGGUUUUAAAGUUGUAGCAGCUAGAGCGGCGGCUGAAGAAGACGUAGUUAAUGUGGGAGGAGGUGAGCAGCUUGUGGAGUAGUUAUCGUCCAUUUAUGGUUAACAAGGUGAACUGCUCAAUAUAUUGUGAUUUUGAUUUGAGCCCAUAUCGCUCAGCCAUAACAUAUAUGUAAAAAUUUUGGAUUAGUUGCCCUUUGAUGCCUCUUUCAAGUGGCAUAAAGGGGGUCAGCACAUAAAGAAGUACAGCAUUUAGGUCACAUUAAUGUUCCUACAACCUCUCAAUGGAAAAAAGAAAAAUUCAAACUGUUCUCGCUGUUUCAGGUCGCAGUAGUAAGUAGUAAGUUGUUUUUUCUGUCUUACACUUGGAUGUGGUUGUGCUUUAAAUCUGUGUCUAUCUUAGCUGUUGUGUCAGCUCCCAGCAAAUAAGCAUGGGGGAAAAUAUCUGUGGCAGGAAACUUCAUGUUUACUGAGAAGAAAUAGAAUGAGAUGAAACAUUGUGGGUCAUCUUUUUCCUUGAAAUCAGUUUGUUGUGUUUUUUAUCAGACUGAUUAGUGGAAAAGUAGACUUGUGUCCAUGCCAGCAUCGUAAAAAAUUUCAUCCCAUCUCAGAGAUAGACACAGGAGUCAAGUAUAACUAGUCAGAGAGAAAGAGAGAGAGAUACCACACAUCCCUGAUUUCCACCUCUUCUCACUUGUGGCUCCUCUGCACAAUGACUGCAUUCUCUCUCACACACACACACAAACAAACACAUAUAUAUUUUGAUUUACAAACACACAAGGACUAUAAAUGCACACUUAAUUCAUGGCCCAGCUGUGAAACUGCACCUUAGUUAUCCCAUGUUUAAAUUGUCUGUACACAUUCACAAACACACACCUGUUUCAUCAGUGUGUCUCUGAUAACUUGAACGUUUUCACUUGAGAACGAGUGAGGAGGAAAGUCUCCCCUAAUAAAAAAAAGCUCGAUUGGUGAGAGAAAAAGAGAGAGAGAGAGGCAGGCGGGGGAUUUAGAGUUGAGAUUGGGGGGUCUUACCUGAUACAUUUGAGAUUUAAUUAGACCGAGGGGAUUGUGGAGUGACCGGGAAUUUCACAGGGGCUUAAGCUGGAAAGAAGGGAGAGAGAAUCGAGGCAGAGAAGAGAGAGAGAGAAAUAAAAGAGGGAGGGAGAGAAAGAGAGUGACCAGGGGAGGGGUGGUGCUCUGAGGGACCCCUUCUCUUCUUCCUAGACUAAAUUGUUUAAAUUCUAUACCCUACACUUCAUUUGUUUGCCUCUCCCUCUCUCCUUUUUAGAGUCAGAGAGGAGAGAGAGGCCCCUGUCCUCUUCUGCCCCCCCAACCCCCUAACGCUCCUCUCAGCCGCCUCUCCUCUCAUCCCCCAUUUUUUUUUUUUUACCCUCCCUUACCCUCUUCCUCCCCCUUCCUUCACAUUCCUUGCUGCUUUGUUUUCUCCAUGUUUGCUUAUACACCACACACCCAAGAGAGAGUGCCCUCGCUCCCAAUAACUCCCCCCCUCCUUGCUUUUUUUUUUUUUUUCUUUCCUCCCGUGCCUUUGAAUUAACCAGCUCCGGCUAAUUAUGCUUCCCCUUUCUUUUCUCUCUGCGGCUCCUUAAAGACUAACUCUCUUUGGCAGGACUUAGAAUCACACAAGGUACAUUUCUGUUUUGCUCCUUCAAAACCACAGUGCAUGCCUGCCUCUCUGUGGGGGGUUUCAUAUAUGUGUGUGAGUGCAUGUGUGUGCGUGUGUGUUUGGGGAGUGGCCGGGCGUCUUUGUGGAAGUAUUAUUUCGGGCAUGUGUCAUGGUUGAUCUUGCACAUGUCUCCCCAUGUCUAAACCUCUGUGGUUUGCACAGGUAUUUUCUUUAUUUCUAAAUCUGCUCUGUUUCUGUCUGUGGCGGUCACAGCGACUGCUUUUUCAUACUUCUGUUUAGUUUUUUUUUUUUUUUUUUGUCUUGGUCAUGGAAUUUCCAUUUUUUGAGGGCAGUCUUGUCUGUGGUUUUCUUAACGAUGUUUUGUGUUGUAUCACAAAAGAAGCAAGUGGAAAAUUAUUAUUUCAGUAUUUAAAUAGAGUGUUUUUAUCCUUAUAUGUUACACAGAUUUCAAUAAGUUUAUGUUUACUCCUUAUUUCAACCAUUUUUUGUGUUUGCAUGUGUUGUUUUGCAGGUAUUUCUUUGCAGUGUUGGCCAUCCUAACAGUUCUUGGAGUACUGAAUGGAUUGGUCCUUCUUCCAGUAUUACUAUCAUAUUUUGGGCCCUAUCCAGAGGUGAGAUCCCAAAAACCUUAAAGAAAUUGAAUCAAGUGUGUCUGAGGCUGGCAAAUUCACUCUUUUCUCUUUCAACAUCUUAGGUGUCCCCGGUUGAUGGUCGUAGCCGGUUACCCACCCCAUCCCCAGAAGCCCCUCCACCUGUGGUCCGUUUCUCUGUCCGUCCUCACCACACUACAGGGACUGCCACCACCUCUGGUGCAGCUUCAGACUCCUCAGACUCUGAGUACAGCUCCAACACCACAGUGUCCGGUAUCAGCCAGGAGCUGCAGCACCACAACCUGCCCUCCUCACACAGAGGACAGACUCGUACAGAGGAGCAGCAAUACCACCUCCAGACCAGCAGGGGCAGAGCAGCCAGGACAGAGGAGGAAAGGAGAGCAGGAUCAGGGCACAGGCGUUCGGCCAGACAAGCUGAACCGCCAGCCUAUAGUUCGGUAAGAAAAUAUCUUCAGCUCUGUGUUGCAGGUAUAAUUCUUUAACUGCAGUGCUCUUUCGUUUUUCCUGUAUAAAUAAUAAAUGUUGUUUUGUCUGCUCUUUAGACUGUCUCCUCUCAGGGUUGUGAUUCUGGGCCCCAGUCCAGGGCUACUCAACGUAACAGCAGCAGGGACCCCAAAAGCCAGCUGCACUGGCAGGCCCCGCCCCCAGCCCGCCCGCGCAUGGACGCUUUUGAAACUGCUACUGAGGCUGGGGGCCAUCAUGGCUCUCACAGCCAUAGAGAACACUCAGCAGGCCACAGGGCCCGCUCCACCCACAACCAACAGCCUAAUCACCACCUCCCACACCACCACCCUAACCCCACCCCAUACUGCCAACCCAUCACCACAGUAACAGCGUCAGCCUCUGUCACUGUCGCUGUCCACCCACCCCCUUUGUCCAACCAGAGCCCUCCUGCUUCCUCUUAUCCAGGAUACACUGCAACAGACAGUUACUGCCCAUCAGGGCCAGAGGAGCCGGAGACUGUCUUCCAGGACCCACAUGUGCCUCUGGACACCCACACAGGAGUCAGAGGGGUCCAGGUGGAGGCCAUGGAGCUUCAGGAUUUGGAGUUUGAGGCAGCUGAGAGCAACAGUGGCAGGCGGGUGAGCUGAGGUGAGUUUUCAUUAAUAAAACUUCGCUAAGACCCUCUAGGAUGUAACUGCACUCUUCUGUGGGUCUAUUUCAUCAAAGUACUGACUACAUCUUUUUUUCUUCUUCUUUGUUUGCAGUUGAGGAGAACAAAUUACACCGGCCAAAGACCUGGCCUGGCACAGCCCAGCCCAGCACAGCCCAGCCUGGCUCAAUCCUGGCAGAGAGAAACUCUCCAGUGUUGCCGUCAUGGUGCUCAUUCUUACUGUAACCCAGUGGACUAUUGUCUUAGAUAUUUCUAUCUAUAUUUAAAAGAUGUAUACAUAUGUAAAUAUGAACAAAAAGUAGCUAUAAUUUUAGGAGAUGUACAACUCCUCAUGUUAACAGACUGGGGCUGCCAUUGUAUAUGGUGUAUGUGAGUGAGUGUGUGAGUGUGUUUAAAAGUGUGCAAGUGUUUGUGUGUGUGAGAACCAGAGAUAGAUCUCUGAUUACUGUUCACUCAUCUGUGGAUCUGUGCCAUUAGGAAGCUUCAUCUAGACAAACAUACCUGUCAGCAUUCACUGUUGCUGCUCAAAAAUAUUUUAAAUGAUAUACAUUUAAAAUUCUAUGCAAAUGUCUUUUUAUACAAAAGAAGUGAUCUGUCUUCAUAUAUAUGUGUGUGUGUGUGUGUGUUUGUGUGUGUUUAUAAUGGUUGAAUGUGGUGCUAUGUUCUGUGAAACAGCCCCAUCAUUUUCUGGCUAUACAUCAGAUACAUCCUCAGAACAGAAUAACAUUAACACUCAUUUAAAACGUGAGGGGAAGUGUUAGAAUUAUCAAACAGGGCUAAGGUAUAUGUUUGUGUGUGUGUCUGUGUGAAUGCGUGUUUCUGUAUGUGUGUGUGUGUGUUAUUGUUUUAAGGUACGCUUGUUAAACUAUUAAUUUUUUAUCACAAACCUGUGGUAGUUAUGAAACGAUUACUGUUUAACUUGACACGCUAUGCGUGCUAUUUAAGACGAGCAGAAAUGAAGAAAUUUUAAAGCUGUUUUUGGUUUUAUUUUGUUCUUUUAGUUUGCCUCUGCAUUGGAACCAGUUUUUCCUCCCAGCUUUGUAUCACUGUCUGUUUGGCUGCUCUCUGGUUGUAUUUUACUGUAAGAGGUUAUGUACUGUUUACCCUAGCAGGCUCAAAACAGGUUCUGUCUCGUAUACUGGCAUACAGUCAGUAAACCCACCUCAAAAACUCUCUCUGCCAUCACAGGGACUUUCGCAUUACUGAUUCUGGAACAGGGUCAACACGGGGCACUAACUCUGUACCCGAAGUGGUUGUGUCUAGUGGAUAAGCUAAAUCUCACACUUUAUACUGUAAUCUGAUUCAACAUGGCACUUGACUGCAUUUAAACUAUACUCACAGGAAUAUCUCUUCUUCCGUAGCUUUUUUCUGUCCAAACAAUAAGCUAGCCCAUGCAGCCUGCUAAGGGCUAAGCCCUAUAUAGCCUGACAUUGUGCUCUGUGUGUGUCUCAAUUUACACGUGUGUAUGAACAUUUCUGUGUUUGUGCUGGUCCAUCCUCUUACUCUGUCUCAGCUCUCUUCAAAUGACCGUGAAGACAACUGGCCCCAUUUUGGCCUCAGCCGUCCCCACUGACCUCAGCUAAUAAAAUCCCCAACAGAACGCCAUGACACUAAUUGGACACCCCCUCCUUUUUUGAAGUGCCAAAUGGCACAGACCUGAGCCUCAGGGGUCAAAGUUUACACUGCCAGCCCCCGUCUAUAAUCGUAAUGGCCAGUUUAUGUCUGCAUAUGUGUCUCAGUCAGCGUGCAUACCUGCUAGAAAUCCUCAGUCUCAAAUCCAGGUCUUAACCCCUCAGACUGUCUCUUUUUCUACGAACAAACUUUUUGUUGAACAGAUGUAGCUCUACCCAGAAGUCUUUGCAGUUUUCCAUGUCUAUGUUCUCAAGUCAGCUGCUUGCAUAAAAUAGGUUGUUCUGUUUGUUUAUUUUUGUUUCUCCCAAUGUCACAUUGGCAGUAGUGGAGAGAAUCAUAGCUGGCAACUAUUUUAUUCAUGUUUUUGUUUGUUUUUGUUUCAACUUUCAAUUGCGAUAUUUAUAUUUUUGUAAUAUAAAGUAUGUUGUUAUUUUCUUUCAUUAUUAUCGUGAUGCCAGUCGAUAACAAAUGCAGGGAUUUUUAUGUCUAUUGAAAAAACACUAUUACAGUUAAAUGUUUUUACAUUAAUGGAGUUUGAUCUGUAUAAAGUGCUUACUAAUGUUAAAUAGGAAAAGAGUAUAUAACAUUUUACACUACAGGUCUCAUCAUAGCUCUUAGAGGAUUUUAAAAGGAAAAAAAUCAGUGGUUCUUCCAGACUGCCAUUUUGGUCUCGGUUGGUGUGGAUGUAUGCUGUUUUCAGUUACAAAGAUAAAUGUAUGCCAUAUAAUUUAUUUAUAUGAAAAUUUAUUUUUGUAGUGUACAUAGUAGUUGUCAAGGUAUUUGACAGAAGUAUAUUUUUAAAGAGUUUAUAUGUAAUGAUAUACCAUAACAGAAAAAAAACAAAACCUUAAGGUGCACACUUUCACUGAUAACUGUCUUGUGAGACAACAUCAACACCUCCCCUUCAGUAUUAUGUUCCAAUCCUUGGAGAGAGACAGCUGUUUCUAUGGGUUUGUCAAAGGCUAGCCAUGAAAGUAGAAAAUUGUACUAGCUCUCUAAAUAUUAAUGUUCAAACACUGAUAGAAUUCUAACAAAUAAAAAUAUUAUAACUUAUUUGUCUCGUUGUUCAUAACUUUAAUAAAUGGAAACUUAAAAAAGAUGCUUUUGUCUGACCGUGAGUUGAUUUCUUUUUGAAAGUUUGGGUGAAAACAAAUAGUUUUUGACAGUCUGGGAACUACUACACAUGUUCUCCAGUGGAGAUACAAUACUCCUAAGAGUCUGUUGACAGCCAGGUAGCAUGGACAGAAAAUUGAGAGCUGGAAAAGCCUUUAAACUUUUUGUUUUAGUUAGCCGGCCUACCAGUAACUCCCAAGUGCGCUCAUUAGCAUGUAAUAACUAACUGAUAUAACUUUUAAAAAAAAAAGAAGGCUUAUGUAUUUCUCUUCUUGGCACGCUAAUGUUUGGCAGUUUGUCACAGUGAUUUUUUGCAUUUUUUUAGAUAAGCUCUGUAAUUUUAAAAAAUUCAAACUGCUCAUGAAAAAAAUUGAGAUUAGGAACAUCCAUGCAGCCAUUUUUAAUGUAUUUAUUGGUUUAUUAUCAGAAAAUACCCUCAAAUCAAAUAUGUAGGAGGUGUUACUUUGUCCACAGGGGGCGCUAAAUUGGACACAAAUAGAGGGUUACUCACAGGAGCUUUAAGUUGAAGCCAUGCACCAAAAGUCUCCUGUCCAUGCUCGUUGAAGCUGCAGGUAAACACGACCUCCCUUCCCCCACCUCCUCCUCCUCCCUCCUUCCGUCCGUCAUGUCCUGCAGUGUAAAACUCUUGACAUCUGGUCUGGAGCCCUGCAGCCCUCCCCAACAGCCCACCCAGCUCCACCCCUGCACCCCCCACCUCCACUCCCUGUUCUGUAUGAUUUUGAUUGACAGCUUUAUAGACUGCAAGGAAAUUGGUUGUAGUUACAAUACAGCUGGCCUGUUCGGAGUAAUGAAAAAGGGCAUGUGGCCUUGAGCUUGCUGCACUGAUGGUGAGAGUGCCUUGUCAACUGCAUGGGUGGCGGCUAUUUGUUCUCAUACUUGACCGUUGUAAGAAGUCAGAGACUCGUCAGUAUCAAAAGCUCUUAGAUUAAGAUACAACUACAAUUCACAGUACAUUUGCAGCAUACUUUAAGUGUGUUGUGAAAGUAUCCUGCUUUGUAGUUCACCUCUGAA
Xyrichtys novacula (pearly razorfish) is the source of this 53235-nucleotide messenger RNA. The record is from the annotation of a GenBank genome assembly. Lineage: Eukaryota; Metazoa; Chordata; Actinopteri; Labriformes; Labridae.